Messenger RNA from Coregonus sp. 'balchen', 51067 nucleotides. NCBI's taxonomy places the organism in Eukaryota, Metazoa, Chordata, Actinopteri, Salmoniformes, Salmonidae. The record is from the annotation of a GenBank genome assembly.
AUGUUAGGCGAACGCCGCAAUGGGAACCUGCUUGUUCAGCUGGGCCCGAAGCUGCAGGCCUACCCAGAGGAGUUGAUCCGGCAGCGGCGGACUCAUGAUGGCCAGACUGAGUACCUGAUCCGCUGGUGCCUGCUGGCUAUAGAUGACGGUAGUGGCUCAGAUGGAGAGAGCAAUGAGGCAGGAGGAGGAGGGGGCAGCAGUUCAGGGGUGGGCGGCUCAACCUCAGGCGAGAGCAAGACAGAGAACAUCCUGAUGUGGAUGUCAACGGAGGAUGUCUACGCCAACUGCCCCACGCUGCUGGGCAAGCGCAAGGCAGACGCCCAGCGGACCCUCCAGGAGGCGGAGGAGAGGCCCAGCGGAGAUUUCCCCGCUGAUGUCACCUUUGACGAGGUGGAGCUCUCUGACAUGAAGGACGAUGUCAAGAACUUGGUCAGGAGGGCCCGCAAGCAGAUGACCAAGAAGAGCAACUUUGCCAUCAGCAUCACACACACCAUCCAUGUGCUGAGUGCCUACGCCAGCAUCGGCUCACUGGUGGGCGUCUUUAAGGAGACAGGUGCCCUGGACCUGCUCAUGGAGCUGCUCUGCAACAAGGAGCGACAAACCCGCCGAAGUGCUGGGAAGAUGCUCCGGGCUCUGGCCUCUCAUGACGCAGGUAUGGUGGGGCUUUGAUAGUUUCAUUCUUAGACUGUCCCAGUGUCAGCCAUAUAGGAAACGACAGAGUAGAGAGACUGAGGCUGUGGUAAUACAUUCCGUACAUAUCGCCUUCAUUUCUAUAUAGACCUCUGAACUGACCAGACAGAAAAGACAGACUUACUGGGAGGCGGCUAGGCAGGGUUUCUGCCCUCUUGCUUUCACCUAGACUGGCCUUUACCAGUAGUACGUUUUCUUUAUCAGUUAUGAGCUGUGAAAAGUAAGGGAAAAUGUAUUGUGUAGGCUACUUAAUACGUGAGGACAUGACCACUGUCUGUUUUACAUCUGCACACAGUUCCUGCAGUCUGUUUAUGAAUUAGACUAUGGUCCCUAAUGUAAUGAUUUGGUGUGUUUUCGAUUACGCAGUUUGUUGAGUGUGGUUUAAUGGAUUAUUGUGCAUGUGCUGCAAUGUAAAACACGGACCCCUAUUAGGUAAUUAGGUCACUAGGUAUGUGUGAUAUUCUUCUGUAAACGUCAUUGACCUGAAUAAUGGUAUUUCUGCAUGACUCAUAGCUUUAUUUGCCAAAAAAGGGCUUGAAUUCUGGAUUUAGCCACUGUUUAAUCUUUCCUUUGGCUCAUAGCUUUAAUUUGCGUAGCAUUUUCUGUUGUCAUUGACUGACAAUACUUCCCAUUUUAAUUUUGAAAGUGAGAGUCUGUGGGCAAAGGUAAGCCUAACUAGCAGGUUGGCAUUUAUUGUCAUGAAUCUUGCCCUGGAGGCAGCUCUGCAAAGUCAUAAAAUCUGAUUUUAAACCUAAACGUAACCCUAUUGCCUAACCUUAAUUUAAGACCAAAAAGCUCAUUUCUGUGACAAAACUAUCGGUGGAGUUGAAAAUGCGAUGGAAACACUUAACUUUUUAUUCGGUACAUGAAAACUUAAGCGAAAAAGUACAUUUUGUGUGCACUACGUCAUCAUGCACUCACUGAUUUUUCAACAACAACAAAAAUCUGCAACAAGUCCAUUUGGAAACACCGCUGGUGGGAAAAUCUGCAGGUUUUAAAAUAUUUGUAUGAAAAUCUGUAAACAAUUGGAUGGAAACCUAGCUAGUGAUAAAUAUUAGCGGAAUUGGUAAUGCCUUGUACCAGGUCCCACAAAGCACUCCUUUCAAAUGUAUAAUUUUUUUUGCCUUCCAACUGACCCUUUUUUAGCAUAGGCCCACCCACUUGGGAGCCAGGCCCAGCCAAUCAGAAUUCGUUUUUUUACAUACAGAAAUACUCCUCAGUUUCAUUAGCUGUCUGGGUGGCUGGUCUCAGACGAUCCCGCAGGUGAAGAAGCCGGAUGUGGAGGUCCUGGGCUGGCGUGGACAUUCCUGCAGUCAGCAUGUCAAUUGCAUGCUCCCUCAACUUGAGACAUCUGUGGCAUUGUGUUGUGUGACAAAACUGCACAUUUUAGAGUGGCCUUUUAUUGUCCCUAGCACAAGGUGCACCUGUGUAAUGAUCAUGCUGUUUAAUCAGCAUCUUGAUAUGCCACACCUGUCAGGUGGAUGGAUUAUAUUGGCAAAGGAGACAUUCUCACUAACAGGGAUGUAAACAAAUGUGUGCCCAAAAUUUGAGAGAAAUACGAUCUUUGUGCAAAUGGAAAAUUUCUGGGAUCUUUAAUUUCAGCUGAUGAAACAUCGGACAAACACUUUUAAAUGUUGCAUUUAUAUUUUUGUUCAGUGCCUUCAGAAAGUAUUCAGACCCCUUGACCUUUUCCACAUUUUGUUACGUUACAGCCUUAUUCUAAAAUUGAUUAAAUUAUUCCCCCCCCCCUCAUCAAUCUACACACAAUACCCCAUAAUGACAAAGAAAAAAUAGGUUUUUAGAAAUUUUUGCAAAUUAAAAAAAAAAAAAAAAAAAUUACAUUUACAUAAGUAUUCAGACCCUUUACUAAGUACUUUGUUGAAGCACCUUUGGCAGCGAUUACAGCAUUGAGUCUUCUUGGGUAUGACGCUACAAGCUUGGCACACCUGUAUUUGGGGAGUUUCUUAAAUUCUUCUCUGAAGAUGUUCUCAAGCUCUGUCAGGUUGGAUGGGGAGCGUUGCUGCACAGCUUUUUUCAGGUCUCUCCAGAGAUGUUCGAUCGGGUUUAAGUCCGGGUUCUAGCUGGGCCACUCAAGGACAUUCGGAGACUUGUCCCGAAGCCACUCCUACAUUGUCUUGGCUGUAUGCUUAGGGUCAUUGUCCUGUUGGAAGGUGAACCUUCGUUCACCUUCGCCCCCAGUCUGUGGUCCUGAGUGCUCUGGAGAAGGUUAUCAAGGAUCUCUCGGUACUUUGCUCCGUUCAUCUUUGCCUCGAUCAUGACUAGUCUCCCAGUCCCUGCCGCUGAAAAACAUCCCCACAGCAUAAUGCUGCCACCACCAUGCUUCACCGUAGGGAUGGUGCCAGGUUUCCUCCAGGCGUGACACUUGGCAUUCAGGCCAAAGAGUUCAAUCUUGGUUUCAUCAGACCAGAGAAUCUUGUUUCUCAUUUUCUGAGAGUCUUUAGGUGCCUUUUGGCAAACUCGAAGCCGGCUGUCAGGCCUUUUACUGAGGAGUGGCUUCCGUCUGGACGCUACCAUAAAGGCAUGAUUGGUGGAGUGCUGCAGAGAUGGUUGUCCUUCUGGAAGAUUCUCCCAUCUCCACAGAGGAACUCUGGAGCUCUGUUAGAGUGACCAUCAGGUUCUUGGUCACCUCCCUGACCAAGGUCCUUCUCCCCCGAUCGCUCAGUUUGGCUGGACGGCCAGCUCUGGGAAGAGUCUUGGUGGUUCCAAACUUCAUUCAUUUUAGAAUGAUGGAGGCCACUGUGUUCUUGGGGACCUUCAAUGCUGCAUAAUUUUUUGGUACCCUUCCCCAGAUCUGUGCCUCGACACAAUCCUGUCUCGGAGCUCUAUGGACAAUUCCUUCCACCUCAUGGCUUUGUUUUUGCUCUGACAUGCACUGUCAACUGUGGGAUCUUAAAUAGACAGGUGUGUGCCUUUCCAAAUCAUGUCCAAAAGUUGUAGAAACAUCAAGGAUGAUCAAUGGAAACAGGAUGCACCUGAGCUCAAUUUCGAGUCUCAUAGCAAAGGGUCUGAAUACUUUCAGUGUUAUUUCGACCUCGUAGGGUUAUUUUGACUUAAAAAAAACAGGAAAUAACAUUUUUAACUGCACUGCCACUUUUAAGGUUUCUUAGCAACUUUCUGCUGGAGAGGAAAUGGAGAACAUUUUCAUGUUUAAGGGAAAUAUUUGUCUUUACGUGCUUUAUGAAAACCGUUGACCAUUCAUUGAAUUUCGUUGUUUUAUUAUUAUGGUAGGCUACUUGUUCUUUAUUAACCCACUCACAAUUCAUUUAAAAAUGAAGAUCUGAAUGUGUCUGCUCUGCUGUCUUGUAUAGAAUAAUAAUACAAAUAUAGUGUUGUAUUGCCUCUUGGUUUCUGUACUUUUUGAAUUCCCUCUCCUUGGGCCAUGAGGCUCACAAUCCUUGUGGAAUUUUAUUCGAUGCAACUCCCCUAUCAGGAAGGGCUGAGACCUUUGCCAUGGCGCUAAGGGCAGCUCUGCAUUCCUGUCAGUGUCUGUCACUGACUGAUGUUUGUUUUCAUAGCUAAGCCCUGUUGAAACGCUUGAGUGCACAGGACAUCUCUUGAACCCUGGCUGUGUUUACAAGUUUUCCGUAUUCUGAGAGGUGAAUGGGAGAUGAUGUGGUUGUAAAGGCCUUCGCUUUGUCACUAAGGUUGCGUUUUCACUAAUUGGUCUUUUGACCAAUCAGAUCGGCUCUGAAAAAGAUAUAAUAUGAAAAGAUCUGAUGUGAUUGGUUAAAAGACCAAUUAGUGGGAAAAAAGAAUUGGGCUGCCUGUAAAUGUAGUCAGACACUUCUGCACUUAAAAACACAUUUGUACAUGUUCACAUGGGCUCCUUGGUGCAAGUGCAAAUACAAAGCACAUCAUUUAAAGUACUAUUACCAUGCCAUGAUUUUAGAAACUGAAAUGUAUUGUUAAUCAGGUAGCUGAUUUAAGCUCUGGUAUAUCUCAACUCUCCUGGGACAGUGGUAACCACCUCAUUAGAUACUAGAUGACAAAUGGACAAAUUUGCUUAACGUUUAAACUGCCAUUAAAAAAAAAUUGGUUUUCUGUUAAAACUAUAAAAAAUUGUACAAUUCCUCGUCAAUUCAUAAUGCAGAAUAAUGGUCCUGUUACGUAUGUAUGACUGCUAGGGCCGGGCAAUGAAGUUCUAUCUACCGUAGUCAUAUACUCUUGAAAGUGCCUUUGGUACGGCAUGUUUUUUUGUCUGUAGGGGGAACUACGGCUUUUUAAAUGCCGACACGAAACCUCUGGAGAUUAGUUUAGAAGAACCACUUGAACGGGCAUUUUACUUGUUUGUAAGUCGCAACUGAACGGGCAUUUUGUAAAGGAAUGCUGCUUCUGAAGAGGGACCAACGUCCAUCACUAGGCGACCAGAACUGUCAAUCAAAUAAUAUUGUGCGGCCUAAUCGCAGCCUUCCUGCCUGUGCGCAGACCACUCUACUUUAAAGGUCGUUAAAUAAUAUUUAGUUGAAAGAAAACACAUCUUCUGCUAGGAAUUGACUCCUAAGAUUCAGUAUUUUUUAAAUGGAGGAGACUGAUUUUAGUUCUGUACUUCUGAGAAUACAAACACUAGUAUCUUUCAUAGUGAGUUGGCGAAGGACUGAGAGAGAGGGGAGGGGCACAGUAUAGGCAGGUCGGCCACCAGGCAGACAUUCAGAACCCUGCACUAGGCCUAUCUAUCGGCAAUCAAAAGCUGUAUCUAACAAUGGAAUGCUGUAUUUUGCAAUUUCUUGGCUUGCAAUGUCUCGCAACUUCAGUAAAGCAGGGCCUAUCAUCAAUGAAUAGGCUAGGAUAUUCUACAUGCAACAGACCAACGACUGAACACUCUCGCAUCAUUAGCUAGCCAGCUGCACUGUGAUUAUAAGUUGUGGGGGGGAAAAAAACUACAUUUUUGUAAAGAUCCCAAUUUCGUUUAAACAUUCACACCCCUAAUACUAGGUGUCAUAACAGACCAACCAGUGAAAGCUCAGAGAGGGGGAGAGAGCAAGAGAUUGUUAUUAUUUUAUGUGGACACACACAAUGGUGCUCCUGUCUUCCCCCAGGGAGCCGUGCCUACGUGCUCCUGUCCCUCAGCCAGCAGGAUGGUAUUGAGCAGCACAUGGACUUUGACAAUCGCUACACCCUACUGGAGCUGUUUGCAGAGACCACCUCCUCUGAGGAGCAUGGCAUCUCUUUCGAGGGAAUCCACCUCCCUCAGGUAGCUACCAAAUCACAUUCUAUGUCUCUGGACAGUACUUUUACUAACCAAUGGGUUCCUACAUGCACCCCUAGAUCAGGGCUCUCCAACCCUGUUCCUGGAGAGCUAACGUCCUGUAGGUUUUCAAUCCAACCCUAAUCUAGCGCACCUGAUUUUAAUAAUUAGCUGGUUGAUAAGCUGAAUCAGGUUAGUUACAACUGGGGUGGGAGCGAAAACCUACAGGAGGGUAGCUCUCCAGGAACUGGGUUGGAGAACCCUGUCCUAGAUCAAACCAGUGAAUUACCUAUCACUAAGAUGUAAUGUGACGUUUCCCCUGUGUGCUCCAGAUCCCAGGGAAGCUGCUGUUCUCCCUGGUGAAGCGCUACCUGUGUGUGACGUCCCUGAUGGACAAGCUCAACACGGCAGGGGUGGAGUCAAGCUCUGAGCGGCAAGACGCAGCAGGCUCCUCCGCAGGGGCAGGCCACCAGACAGAGAACCUGCGUGUCCAGCGAGAGUUUGAGUUCACCAUGGCUAUGGCUAACCUCAUCUCUGAGCUGGUGCGGGUCAUGGGCUGGGACCACAACCGGCAGCCGCCACAGUCCAGCAGCCUGGCCCAGGGCAGGGCCUGCGGGGAGAACGAGCCGCCCCGCCGCAUGGUGCGCUCCAUCUUCCAGCCCCGCUUCUCUGCCUCUGCCUUUCCUGUCGCUACCUCCUCUAGCAUGGCAACCGCCACACCACCCAAGAAGAAGACCUGCAACGGCUUCAAGACACGCACAGACUUUGCCAGCCGCUCUGCUUACGUGGAAUACGUGCAGGACAACCUGAAGAGCGGCAUGCUGGUCCGUAUGCUAGAAGACUAUGAGGAGGUCAGCGCUGGUGAUGAGGGGGACUUCCGCUACAGUAAUGACGGCUCGCCACCAGUGCAGGUACAAAACAUCACACCUUGUAUUAGCACACAGCUGGCUCCUGAGAUCUGAGUUAGGGUUGUGUGACGACAGAUUUAGUAAAAACUAAAUGCUUAUUUUUGUGCGCACAGGUGUACUGGAACUCCCUAUCUCGGACCUACUGGGUGCACUGGCACAUGGUUGAGAUCAUGGCCACUGGCACCAGUGGACAGGGUGAGAAAGACGCCCAGGAGAAGGCCUCCUCCCUGACUGAGACGAUCAAGCUCACGGCUGGUAAGAGGGGGUCACCUGCACCCACAGACUCGCACUCAUGUAAGUGAUUUUCAACAGUAACGUGGCUCCGAAGCAUCAAAGCCCAUGAACUUUGAGCGCUAAUGGACUUGCAGGUUAUUCUGUAAACUCAACAAAUUGCCCUAAUAUAUUGUUUUAUUAGAAACUGUCGUCUAAUAUCGUUGGUGUUGUCCUCCCUUGUAUUCAGUGAGUCAGACGUUCUUCUCCAAGCCUCCUGGUGGGCUGUACUCGUUGCCUUACCUGGCUGAGGGGCUGCAUGCUGAUGGAGCCACCCUGAGCCGGGCCGAGUGGUGGGAAGUGCUCUUCUUUAUCAAGAAGCUGGAACCAAAGCAACAGCAGGAGAUCAACAACAUCCUGCGUCAGAGCCUCGAUGAACAGGCAAGUGCCCAUCACUCAAUCCUCCUCUCUGGCUUCAAUUCCCUCACUCUCUAAUCUAAUCACUCUUCUUGCUCUUUUCAUGACUCAGCCCCAAUGGAAGUUGACCGUAUAGUUCAUGUUUUUGACUUGCUUCUCUCUGCUCUGUCAGAUGUCAGACUCAGACGAGGCCACUCUUAUCUGGCUGUCGGUGCCAGGCGAGGUGGCCCGGAAGCUGCUUCACUACCUGAAGCAGACCCUGCAGAACUCGUGUCUGUGGGACCUGCUCUGCUCCCAUGCCUUCUCUAAACACUACCUGCGGCGCGGUGGGGGAGGCCUGGAGGAUGACGAGCUGCUGCCUGAAGGCUCCCUGGGCUUCCUCUGGCCUGGGAGGAGGACAGACCACCUCUUCAUCUGCUGCCACCGCCUCCUCUGUCAUGUGCUCAUUUUCUAAGAAGCCGAAGAAGGAGAGUCCUACAGACUAUUGCUCUGACACAGAGUCUGAGUUGCCAAUGGAAGAUGAGUCUAAUUACUCAGAAGACCUGGAGGAGAAGAUGAAAGGUGUGGCAGUCAGUGUGUUUGAGCUUUGUUUGUUUUUGCAGUUGGCAAACUACCUCUAGCUGUAGCCAACACCUUUUUCCAGAGAAAGACCAGCAAAACCAUUUUCUUAUUAGUGAAAGUUGUAGCAAAAUGUUUUUCGAUGGGAAAAUGAAAACAAGCGUUUCUUAUUUGACAAAUUCAGGUAGAGCCCUCCUAAUUUCAGUCCAUUUGCUUCCGUUUGGUUCCUAGUGAAUACAUCCCAGGAUACAGGAUGAUGACGUAGCAUGAUUUACAUAAUGACAGCCAAUUUUGCUCUAACAUGCUUUGCCUUGUGUUUUCCCCACCAGUGUUCAACAACUCCAAGGUGCAGGGCAAGAAGACGGCCCUGGAGAAGCUUGGGGAGGUGGUGGACAUCAUGAAGAAGAGUGGCUCAGAUCCAGUCCAGCAGCUGGCUGGGAUCAAGUUUAUCAUCAAGGUCCUAGAGGACGAGGGGCCUCAGGAAAGGAGCACCCUCAGGACGGACGCUGUCCAGACCAUCCGGUAAGGCUGCUGCCUGCACACUUCCUCUCUUAUAGGGUCACAUUUCACCUCAAACAUUUGUGUCUUCCAAUAUGAUCUUUGACUUUUCUCUUUCCACCACCCCCAGGGAUAAAGUCCUGAAGCUUGUGGUCGAGAUGCUGAGUGGGCAGCCCAAGGAGAAUGUGGUCAGCGCCCUGCGUCUCACCCGCGCCCUCAUGGUCAAGUACGAGUGGAGGGUCUCCUUCGCCACGGAAGGGGGCGUCAAAGCCAUCCUCUCUUGUAUGCAGGAAUACCGCACUGUCCCACAGGUCCAGCAAAUCGCCCUGGCGGUGAGUUCUCAAUCACUUUGUUUUGAGUUGUUGUUUUUACUACCGUCUGUUAUGUAAUCUAGCUAGUUUUCUUAUACAGUUUUAGGGGACGACAAGUAAUGAGAACUAUACAGCUGUAAAGGAGUAGUUUUCUAUCAUGUUUCUAUCCACACUUGGAUAGAAACAUGAUUGGUUUCUCCCCUCUGCUCUAGACUCUGAUGGUCAUCACAGGCGCCAGUAAGUAUGACCUGGGCAGCAUGAGCAGCUGCUAUCUUCCUCUCUCCGAGUCUGUCACACCCAUGAUGCUUGGAGUCUUUGCCAGUAUUGGCUCUGUCACUCCCGAGGGCUCCAAGGGACUGCUGGCUGCCAUCCCCGCUGCCAUUGAACUGAUGCUUAACACACCUGGGUAUGUCUUUUGCACCCCAACUGGCUCUAAGGGAAUGUUAACAUGCCCAACUCCACUGUUUCCUAUGAUGAGACUGCUAUGUUACAGUAGAGGCUAAGGGAUAUCUGCUCGGUCUCUCCUACCAGGUGUAUGUUGUCGGUGAGGAAUGGUCUGUUGGUGAUCAUCAUGCUGAUCUCUAGUAGUAAGAGCCUGGCGGAGCAGCUGGUGGCCUGUGACGUCAGCACCGUGCUUAAGAAGUGCCUUGCGGCCUCUCGGCCAGAGAAAUGGCUGGCCAUCAUCGCCCUCAACCACAUCUCCGUGGACCACAAGUUGGAGAAAAAAGGUGCGAAUUCACUGCUCGUCUGAACACACUCCUCAAACAGUGCCGAGGUCAGGUUAUGUGUAGGCGUUCCUAGCUGGCUAGUUGCACAUUAGCUUUUUCUGCCACGCCUCUUGCAUUACUAUGAAAGUUCCUAAAAAACAAUAAAUAAUAAACAAAAUAUGACAUCCUGUUCUUGUGGCCUUAUGUCCCAAUGUGGACAACAGGGUUUUUUCUGGAUCAAAAUUGGGUUUAGGUGUUGGUUGUGGUGGGGGCGUGUUGGCCACAGUGAUUCAAUUUUGCUGUUAAAUCUAAUUUCCUGCAAUUCUACACCUUGCCAUGGGGCUGAGAGAAAAUGUGCAGUUUUAAAGCAAUUUCCUGCAAUCUUACACUUUUUGCCAUGGCUUAUGCUAUCUGAGUGACUCAAACAUUAUAACCAAAUCAAUGGGGGCCCCAUGCCAUGCCAAAAAUACUCCUGAAUGCAUAAUGUUUAGAAUAUUUGAUUCUCCCUGACUGUCUAGCUUUUAUUUUGGUGAUUGUUUUUUGGGGGGGAUUUUUAUUUAGGUGAUUGUUAGUUCUUAAAGAUCUUAUAAAAAAAUAUAUAGGUCCAUUUAUCUUUCUACAUAUUUUAGAUCUGGUUUUAGUUUAAAAUUACACUGAAAACGUUUUUCCAUCCUAAAUACUAUUUUCAAUUUUCUAAAGGUAUUUAUUUAUUUAUUUUUAUUUUGAACAUAAGUGGCCCAAAAAAACACUUAGGCGGGCCGCCCAAUACUUUUCUAUGCACUAAAAACCCUGGACAAAGAGGAUUAAGUAUGUUAUGUCCCGAGCCGACUAGGUGAAAAAUCUGUCUGUGCCCUUGAGCAAGGCACUUAACCCUAAUUGCUCCUGUAAGUCGCUCUGGAUAAGAGUGUCUGCUAAAUGACCAAUGUAUUAUUAUUUAUGUUCUGAAUAUGUCUCCUCAGAGUUGAUGGAGGAGUUGGACUUCAAGGACGCAGAGCUAAAGAUGCUGGUGGUGAGCCUGAAAGAGAUGACGGCCAACAAGGAGGUGAUCCUGACCCUGGAGAAGCUGCUGUGUGACGACACCUCCCAGCUAGAGGAGGAGCGUUACCAGGUGACCCGCAGCCGAGAGACCUACCAGGACCUGGUGCGCCUCAUGGACCAGCACCGAGCUGAUCGGGCCGCACAGCUCUCCAUCCUCAGGUGAGACGGGGGGAGAUGGGGGGGUGUUGUGCUGCCUAACUGCUAAUGUUGCACAGUAUACCGAAACCUCAAUACUUUUUCCAUACUAUAACAUGAAAAACGGUUCGGUACUAGAAUGUGUGUUACUUUCAGUACUUCUGUCAAAUGUGUCUCACGUCAUAUACGGAUUGAGAGGAUAGAGUCUGUCUAGUAAUUUGUCUGAAUCUUCUCAAGGGAGCAGUAGUAAGCUAGCCAGGCUGAUUGCGCAUGCAGCUGACACAGCGGGAGCCACUUUUGAGAAGCAAGCGAGAGAAGAGAGAAAAUGCAGACAGCAUGGCUUCUUCUAACGAAAACAUAAUACCUCCACGCCCGCAGCUUGUUGACGAAACUGGCUGCAGAAGCGAACUAUUCAAAUGCUUUGAUUACAGAGCAGAUGAUGAGAGCCAGCCCAACGAAACAACUAAGCAAAAUAUGUUACAAAGCAGUGCAGUGCAAGGGAGGUUUAUUUCCAAAACAAUGACAUGAAUAUAUUCAGCAUGACAUUCAUGUGAGCAUUAUAGUAUGAUCACACAACCCAAAAGUAUUGUGAAAUGUGCUCAUAGCUUGACAGCAAUAUAUUUAGACUACUUCAAGUUUGUUUGGGCCCACCCUGGGAAGUGAAAUGCAAUCUGGGAAUUAUGUAUGUAUGCUGUGUGAAAUCCAUUGUAUUUCUAUGGCGUGUAGACUAUUGAAAUAUAAAAGCUUCAGAAAUGAGCUUGUGUUUUGGAACUUAACUAUUCAUUUAAUACAUACAAUUAUUUAGCUAUAAUGAAUCAUAGGUCUAUGUAAUUUCACCCAAUAUUAUGGCCAUAGAUUAGCAAAUUAACCCUGAUAUUUAUCUAAUUACAUUUUUAAAACAGUUUAGAUUGAAUUGUAAAAUGUAUUUUGUCUGCUCUGAGUCUCCGAUAUGGUUUUGCAUAAGGAAAAUUGAAGGUAUUAUUCUGUUCUUUAAUAUGGUGUUUUAUUUUUUCAAAGAAAUUGAAUAUACGCUGAACAAAAUAUAAAUGCCACAUGCAUGUUUCAUGAGCUAAAAAAUAAAAUCCUAGAAAUGUUUAUGUACAGAAAGCUUAUUUCUCUCAAAUGUUGUGCAUACAUUUGUUUAUAUAGCUGUUAGUGAGCAUUUCUCCUUUGCCAAGAUAAUCUUUCCACCUGACAGGUGUGGCAUGUCAAGAAGCUGAUUAAACAAGCAUGAUCAAACAUAUUGCAAAUUGAGAAAUCAUGUGACUAAACUGAAUAAAAAGAAGAAUCAACACUAUGAAACAAGGAUAAAUGACAUAAAGAAUGAUAGUAAAAAGCUUUGGAGCACCUUAAAUGACAUUUUGGGAAAAAAGGCAAACUCAGCUCCAUCAUUUAUUUAAUCAGAAAACCAACUGAUAUUGCCAACUACUUUAAUAAUUUUUUCAUUGGCAAGAUUAGCAAAUUUAGGCAUUACAUGCCAGCAACCAUUGCUGACACUACACAUCCAAGUAUAUCUGACCAAAUUAUGAAAGACAUUGUAAUUUUGAAUUCCGUAAAUGAGUGUGGAAGAGGUGAAAAAAUGGUUGUCCAUUAACAAUGACAAGCCACCGGGGUCUGACAACUUGGAUGGAAAAUUGCAGAGGAUAAUAACGGACGAUAUUGCCACUCCUAUUUGCCAUAUUUUCAAUUUAAGCCUACUAGAAUGUGUGUGCCCCCAGGCUUGGAGGGAAGCAAAAGUCAUUCCGCUACUUAAGAAUAGUAAAGUCCCCUUUACUGGUUCAAAUAGCCGACCAAUUAGCCUGUUACGAAACCUUAGUAAACUAUUGGAAAAUACAAUGCUAUUUUACUGUAAACAAAUUGACAACAAACUUUCAGCAUGCUUAUAGAGAAGGACAUUCAACAAGCACAGCACUUACACAAAUGACUGAUUGGCUGAGAGAAAUUGAUGAUAAAAAGAUUGUGGGGGCUGUUUUGUUAGACUUCAGUGCGGCUUUUGACAUUAUCGAUCAUAGUCUGCUGCUGAAAAAACGUAUGUGUUAUGGCUUUACACCCCCUGCUAUAAUGUGGAUAAAGAGUUACUUGUCUAACAAAACACAGAGGGUGUUCUUUAAUGGAAGCCUCUCCAACAUAAUCCAGGUAGAAUCAGGAAUUCCCCAGGGCAGCUGUCUAGGCCCCUUGCUUUUUUCCAGCUUUACUAACGACAUGCCACUGGCUUUGAGUAAAGACAGUGUGUCUAUGUAUGCAUAUGACUCAACACUAUACACGUCCGCUACUACAGCAACUGAAAUAACUGCAACACUUAACAAAGAGUAAUAAAGCCCCUUUGUGGGGAAAAACUCAUUCUGAUUGGCUGGGCCUGGCUCCCCAGUGGGUGGGCCUGGCUCCCCAGUGGGUGGGCCUAUGCCCACCCUUGGCUGCGCCCCUGCACAGUCAUGUAAAAUCCAUAGAUUAGGGCUUAUUUAUUUCAAUUGACUGAUUUCUUUAUGUACUGUAACUCAGUAAAAUCUUUGAAAUUGUUGCAUUUAUAUUUUUGUUCAGUAUAGAAGAUAUUUAUUUUACAGUUUAACAGUUAUCAACAUAUUAUUCAAUGUUUAAAAAAAUAAAGCCCAGUGGUUAUUCUGUGACUAGCUAAUAUGCAGUUUUUUUUUGUUGCCGUAGUAUCAUUUUGUUAUCGAGUAUCGUUUUGGUAUCGAGUAUCAUGAUACUUAACCCGGUAUUGGUAUUAAAGUCAAAAAUCUGGUAUCGUGACAACACACUACUAACUACAGCAGGGCUGCCCAACCCUCUUCCUGGAGAUCUACUGUCCUGUAGGUUUUCAGUACAACUCUAAUUUAGCAUAUCUGAUUCAGCUAGUUAAGGUCUUGUUGAGCAGCUAAUUAGUAGAAUCAGGUGUGUUAAAUUAGGGUGGACUGAAAACCCACAGGACGGUAGAUCUCCAGGAAGAGGGUUGGGCAGCCCUGAACUACAGGGUUUACUUGUUGGAAUGUCAUGUCAGUGCCUAGAUUUUGUCAUCAAUGUACUGUGUAAUGAACCUCAAAGGGCAGUACGUUAUGUAUGUAUGCAAUGCAUGUAUUGGGUCAGUUGGUUACAGUUGUGACUGUUUUUAUAUUCUCUCCUGUAGAAUAUUGAACAAGUUCUUGGACAAUUACCAGGAGGAUCUGCUUCCAUGGCAUGAGAGCAUAGAACCAUGCUUGUCUUCUAUGACCGCAUUCAUCAAUGACCAUGAGGUAGGAAAGAUCCUCCCACAGGUGGCUGAUGGCACCUUAAUUGGGGAGGACUGGCUCAUAGUAAUGGCUCGAAUGGAAUAAAAUCAAACACAUGGUUUCGAUGUGUUUGAUACCACUCCAUUCCAGCCAUUAUUAUGAUCUGUCCUCACCAGCCUCCUGUGGAUCCUCCAUGAUUAUAAACGCAUAGCUAUAAUCCUGUUUCUAUUUUAGCUACUUAUUCAAUUAAUGGUCAUGUAAUUGACACAAGGUUGUUUUUUUCUAGGUUGUCCAGCUGCUCAUCCGCUUCCUGUAUCGCCUGGCCUCUCUGAACAAAGACUAUGCCGUGGUGAUGUGUCGUCUGGGCACAAAGGACGCCCUGGUCAAGGCGCUGGACAAGCACAGUAUCAACCUGCUUAUGGUCACAGAGCUGCGGGACUUAAUCACAGACUGUGAGAAGUACGCCAGUCUCUACAAGAAAAUGACCACCAGCGUUCUGGCUGGUUGCAUACAGGUUUAGUACAAGUGCUACUAUCUAAAUAUUCAGUCAGUUAUAUUGUUAUAUUUUCUCUCCACAUUUUUUAUUCACAGCGAAACCUAUUGUUGUUCUUCGAUUUUUAAAAACAGUUUUUUUUUACCUUGACAUGGUCAAAUAAUUCAAGCAUAGAUUGGUAAAUUUCGAGUAACUUGGUCAAAAAGAAAUGCAUCGAUUGGCUAUAGGACCCGUAAUGUCCAUCAGGAUAGAUUUCCCUCCAUCUUGGACAUUUGGAAGACGUGCUAACAUGCUAAAAUAUACGUUCUCAUGAACCAUAUAAUACACUAUUUAUAAAUGUAGGCCCAUGGUAUAUGUUUAAACUUAGUUUGAGAAAAGCUAAUGAUUUGGUCAAUCUGAUUUUACUUGUCCAUUUAAACCACUGUAAAUCCACUCCAUAGUGGCCUAUCAACUUAAAACUUAGCAUCGCUAUCAUGGACAUUUUUAAGAUGAACCACACUGAAUUUGGAAGGAAACUAUUAACUAAUUCUUUGCAUAUAUAACGCUAAAUCGCACAAUAAUCUGCAAACAUCUUCAUGAAACAUAUGUCAGAUUCACUCCAGAUGUUGUAUUUAGACUCAUGAUUGCACAUAAAGGAAGACAGUUCCUACAUAAUGGGGCGGCAGGAAUCUUAGUGGGUAAGAGCGUUGUGCCAGUAACCGAAAGGUCGCUGGUUCUAAUCCCUGAGCUGACUAGGUGAAAAAUCUGUCGAUGUGCCCUUAAGCAAGGCACUUAACCCUAAUUGCUCCUGUAAGUCGCUCUGUAUAAGAGUGUCUGCUAAAUGACUAAAAUGUAAAUGUAUAAUAGUGCUUGCUUUGUAAUCCAAUUGAUCUUGUGUCUUUUGUCAUCCUGUGAACCCUGUUCAUUGCUGCUCGCAGCUAUAUUUUUUACUUGUGGUUCUUAGAAAUGUUACUUCAAUAGGGGAUGUCACAUUUGGCUUGCAAGUGUCAUGCCACUCUGUCUGUUGCUAAUAGCUCAUUUGUAAUCCAUGCUGUCCUUUCUAACCAAAUAUAGAUGGUUUUGGGCCAAAUAGAGGAGCAUCGGCGAAGCCACCAACCAAUCAACAUCCCCUUCUUUGACGUCUUUCUGCACAAUCUGUGCCAAGGUAUAUUUACUUUUAGCUGACUCAAAGCACAACUAAAUACCAGCCACGCAAAGAAAUGGUGACAAAAUCAGGGCUCCAAACUAACAUUUCCUCUGGUGGCACUGGUGCCACUAACUUUUUCAGUUGGUGGCACCAGCCCAUGAUUUGAUCGCACCCCAAAAAAAGUAUAAUUGUAGAGCCACAAAAAAAGGUAGGAGUAAUUAUCUUUUAAAGUAAUUAUAUAGUAAUUCACAAUGCUUUAUUAAGAAGUGUAAUAGACUACUGAGAAUAAAUAACUUAAUCAAAUCAAAAUAAAAUAAAAUUUUAUUGGUCGCUUACACAUCUUUUGCAGAUGUUAUUGCAGGUGCAGCGAAAUGCUUAUGUUUCUAGCUCCAACAGUGCACUGAUACAGAAAAAUACAAAACAAUACACACAAAUCAAAAAAAAUCUAAGAACGAAAUUAAGAAAUAUCAGAACGAGCAAUGUCAGAGUCCAGAAUAUAAAUAUACAAUGCCUUCAGAAAGUAUUCACACCCCUUUACUUUUUUUUCCACAUUUUGUUGUGUUUACAGCCUGUAUUUUAAAAUGUAUUCACAUUUUGAUGUUGUGCCACUGGCCUACACACAAUACCGCAUAAUGUCAAAGUGGAAUGAUGUUUUGGGGAAUUUUUACAAAAUAAUUAAAAAAUAAAAAGCAGAAAUGUCUUGAGUCAAAUAUUCAACCCCUUUGUUAUGGCAAGCCUAAAUAAGUUCAGGAGUAACAAUUUGCAUGGACUAGUGUUUAACAUGAUUUUUGAAUGACCACCUCAUCUCUGUACCCCACACAUCAAAUUAUCUGUAAGUUCCCUCAGUCGAGCAGUGAAUUUCAAACACGGAUUCAACCACAAAGACCAGGGAGGUUUUCCAAUGCCUCGCAAAGAAGGGCACCUAUUGGAAGAUGGGUAAAAAAUAAAAAAGCAGACAUUGAAAUCCCUUUGAGCAUGGUGAAGUUAUUAAUUACACUUUGAAUGGUGUAUUAAUACACCCAGUCACUACAAAGAUACAGGCGUCCUUCCUAACUCGGUUGCCGGAGAGGAAGGAAACCGCUCAGGGAUAUCUCCAUGAGGCCAAUGGUGACUUUAAAACCAUUACAGAGUUUAAUGGAUGUGAUGGGAGAAAACUGAGGAUGGAUCAACAUUGUAGUUACUCCACAAUACUACAUGUAACCUAAAUGACAGAGGGAAAAGAUGGAAGCCUGUACUGAAUAUAAAUAUUACAAAACAUGCAUCCUGUUUGCAACAACGCACUAAUGUAAAACUGUAAAAAAUGUGGCAAAGAAAUUAACUAUGUCCUGAAUACAAAGCGUUAUGUUUUGGGCAAAUCCAACACAACAGAUCACUGAGUACAACUCUUCAUAUUUUCAAGCAUGUUGGUAGCUGCAUCAUGUUAUGGGUAUGCUUGCCAUCGGCAAGGACUAGGGAGUUUUUUUAGGAUAAAAAGAAACGUAAUAGAGCUAAGCACAGGCAAAAUCCUAGAGGAAAACCUGGUUCAGUCUGCUUUCCAACAGACAAAUUCACCUUUCAGCAGGACAAUAUCCUAAAACACAAGGCCAAAUAUACACUGGAGUUGCUUACCAAGAUGACAUUGAAGGUUCCUGAGUGGCUAUUUAAAUUUUUGACUUAAAUCGGCUUGAAAAUCUAUGGCAAAAAAAUGUCUGUCUAGCAAUGAUCAACCAACUUGACAGAGCUUGAAUACUUUUUUAAAGAAUAAUGUGCAAAUAUUGUACAAUCCAGGUGUGCAAAGCUCUUAGACGUACCCAGAAAGACUCUGUAAUCACAGCCAACAGUGAUUAUAACAUGUAUUGACUCAGAGGGUUGAAUACUUGUGUAAUCAAGAUGUACUGUAUGAGUGUUUUUAUUUUUCAUUACAAAUAUUAGAAUUUUUCUUCCAGGGUAUUGUGUGUAGAUCUUUGACAAAAAAUGAGAAUUAGAUCAAUUUAAUCCCGCUUUGUAACACAACAAAGUGGAAAAAGUCAAGGGGUGUGAAUACUUUAUGGUGUGUAUGGACAGUAUAUGAAUAGAAGAUAUGUGUACAGCAGUAGUUGUAUAGGAUGAGCCUUGACUAUAAUACAGUAUAUACAUAUGAAGUGGGUAAAACAGUAUGUGACGAUUAUUAAAGAUACCAGUGUUCAAUUUAUUAUUUACAUAGGGCAGCAGUCUCUAAGGUGCAGGGUACAUUACCGGGUGGUAGCCGGCUAGUAACAAUGACCAAGUUCAUGGCAGGGUACUGGGCGGAAGGCCGGCUAGCGGUGACUAUAUAACAGUCUAACGGCCUGGAGAUGGAAGUCAUAGGUUGACAAUAUGGCAAUUUUGUUAUUUUACUUUCAAAAUAGAGCUCCAGAAUAGAGAUAGUUUUUGUUCAAUAGAGAUGAAUUUGCCUCCAUCUUUAGGCUAAUAUCCUAAAUUCAGCUACAGUUGACCGUUACACAAGAGGUCAUCGAAUGGUUUGUUGAGGUCGGUGUGAAGAAGCACACCUGACCCAACUCAUUGAACACUUUGGGAUGAAUUGGACGCUUGCGGCCAGGCCUAAGCCCAACAUCAGUGCCGACAUCACUAAGCUUUGGGUGAUGGAAGCUCCCCAGCAUGUCAUUAGUAGCUUCCAAAAGUGGAGCGUUAUAAAGCAAAGGGGGACCAAUCCUAUAUGCCAUAUUUUGAAAGUGUUCAACAAAUGUCGACUCUUUGGCAGGUAUGAACUACAGCAACUGAAGAAACAUAAUCAGAAAUACACUACUGACAGUUAAUCUAACAAUUGAGUCCUAAAAAAAACUUUGAUGAGGCUAUGCACCUCAAGGCUGAGCGCUACUAAGAAGCUGAGACCCUCCUCUCUUUUAUUAUGGACAACUAGUUGGUUCCAAAUAGGACUGCACGAUAUGGGCCAAAAAUCUAAUUGUGAUUUUUCAACCAAAUAUUGCAAUUGCAGUUUGACUUGCGAUAUAGACAUAAACACUUUGGUGAACUGUUGGAAUCAAAAAAUAUAAUUAUUUUUCUAGUUCUAUGGUUGGUAUUUGGCAUGACAACAAAUGGAAAAAAAAACAGGUAGGAGUUAUGGCAGGGUAGGAACCAAAGUGUUGGUCAGUGUUUCCCAGGGGGCCCUAAUUACAUUUGAAUAGAUGUUACAUUUGAAUAGAUGUUACAUUUAGACAAAGAUUUUAGAAUAGGCUCUCUGAUUCAGAACAUACCGUUGCGACUAAAUGGUUGCAGUCUGGAGCCCUGCAAAAUGUAUCAAUAUGUAAUUCCUUUUGUAUUCAGUUUUCAUAAAAUCAAGAAAUAAAUGACUAGUACUGGUAGAUGAAUUACUUUACCCAAUCAUCCCUUAAGUUUUUAUUAAGCUUCUGGAAGUUAAAGUCCAACUUGUCUUAAACUGUCAUGUUCACCUUUGUCAUACUUUGUCUACUGUAUGUGACCGUUAACAACAGGAUCUAGUGUGGAACUCAAGGAGGACAAGUGCUGGGAGAAAGUGGAGGUUUCCUCUAAUCACCAUCGCGCCAACAAGCUCACUGACAAGAACCCUAAAACCUACUGGGAGUCCAAUGGCUGCACAGGUUCCCAUUUUAUCAACAUCUACAUGCACAAGGGGGUGGUGAUUAGGUAUGUCCACACAUCACUUUGGUCAUACUAAGGGUUUAGAAUGUUGGAAUGUUUACUCGUGAUAUGUAUGCACAAUAUGUAAAGAAUUGAAAAUGAAGCACAGCUGUGUUGCUCACUGUUACCUUGCCUGUAUACUGAAACGUUUCUGUUAUUGCCUUGUUCUUGCAUCUGUGGAUUUUUAUGCUAGACUGCAUGCUUUAUCUUAAACAACUGCUGUGCUUACUUCAAUGGCAUUCAUAUUUGUACUAUUUCUUACUGUAACUAUUGGGCACUUACUGUAAGCACAUUUUCUCCUGUUCUUGUUAAACCCAGGCAAUUGGCUGUGCUUGUAGCCGGUGAAGACUCCAGCUAUAUGCCUGCUCGCAUGGUGGUACUUGGAGGAGACGACCCCACAAACAUCAACACAGAGCUGAACACAGUAAGUAGCUGUAUAGGCAGGCAGGAGUAAGAAACUCUUGGAAGUAGGAUAUAUGUAUGAUCUUGUCUUUUUAAGGUUUAAGCCCCUCACCCGCCCAACUCUUUGUGUUUACAGGUCAAUGUGCCGCCGUCAGCCAAUCGCAUAGUGUUGCUGGAGAAUAUGAACCGCUUCUGGUCCAUUGUGCAGAUCAGGAUCAAGAGGUGUCAGCAGGUGGAUUGUCACAUCAUGAAAAUUGGAAUUUCAAUUGCGUUUUACUUCCUGAAUUGACUGAAUUGAAAUGGUAUUGAUCUCAACCCUGGAUUAACAGUACUUUCUCUUCACACCAGGGUGGCAUCGACGCGAGGGUCCACGGCUUUGAGGUGUUGGGGCCCAAGCCCACCUUCUGGCCCGUGUUCAAGGAGCAGCUCUGCUGUCGCACCUACCUCUUCUACAGCACCAAGGCCCACACCUGGUGCCAGGAGAUCCUGGAGGACAAGGCCCAGCUGCUGCAGCUCUUCAACAAGUAAGCCUGUCUCUACUAUACACACUACUGCUAACUACACUCACCCCCAGACUGUUCUAAACUGGCCUGGUGUGUGUCUCUGCAGACUGAACAGCGCACUGCGACAUGAGCAGAUGUUUGCUGACCGCUUCCUGCCCGAUGCCGAGGCAGCGGAGGCUCUGGGACGCACCUGCUGGGAGGCCCUCAUCACCCCCAUCGUACAGACCAUCACCAUCUCGGGUAACUACCUGAAUGUCUGGGUGUUUCUCAAUAUGCAUACUACAGUGCGCCACACUCAUGCUCCGAGUUUAUUCUCUGAGUAAGUUCUUGUGAGACCGAGAGUGUAGAGAAUGCAUAACACAUUACAUUUGAGAAGCACUCGCUCUCCCCCUACUGAAUUACCUCACGCUGCACCUUCCCAUUCACUGAACCUUCUUCCAGCCAGGACAAUAGCAACAAUAGAGACUAAACAAGAUAUACACAAAGCAAACGUUUUACUUCAUAAUUAUCAGCUAGCUAUAUGGAAAUCGUAAUAAUCUAGCUAGCCAGUCGACCAUACAUUUUCAUCAACUAAGAUGAUUCUCUGUCUCCUCCACUCCCAACAGAGACCGAAGUCCUCAGUCCCCUCUCCUGGCUACUCGCUGAGUACCUGGACAACGCAGAGUCAGCCAGGCGCUGCAAGAGCCGGGCCGCCAUCUUCAACUCCCGCGUCCGUCGCCUCACACACCUACUGGUCCAUGUGGAUACCAGCCGAGUGGACACAGAGGAGCUCAAGCCGCCCAUCAAAUGCAGUGAGUAAUCCUGUAACCCUAUACCCUACCACCUCUUUACUUCUGAUAAACACUCAAGUCUUUUCUCUGUCCAGCUGUGACUGAUAUUUCAUCAGUCGUAGUGGGACAAAAUGUGGUCUUCUCAAUCUUUUUCAAUAGUGAAUUGGCAAUUAUUGCCCAUAAAAUUGGGUGCGGAAAUGCUACAGGAAUUGGCAAUCAAAAUGAGCUGCGAAUAAAUCUCAGUAGACUAAAGACUAGAUUUUGCAUGGUAGUAUAAUAUUUGGAAAUGCGAACGUAUUGAUACUUUAUUCAUAAUGUUUGUUAGACGCAACCCAUCACGUCUUCCGUAUUUCUUUUGUUUUCAGAAGGUAUCAACCGAAGCAAAGUUUUAAAGAGUAAGUAACAGCUUAGAGGCUAAUGUACUGCAUUUAGUUUUUAAGUUAUUCUUCCAGCAUCUCCAUUUUUAUAUUACCAAUGACUGAGUCAUUCCGCUUUCCCCACCACACGCAACCCUCCAGUUUGAAUUGAAAAUGAUCAGGACGAUGUGUUACUCAUUUGUUUCUUUCAGUUGUUUUUGGCUGUAGUUUCAUACACUACAUGACCAAAAGUAUGUCGACACCUGCUUGUUGAACAUCUAAUUCAAAAAUCAUGGGCAUUAAUAUGGAGUUGGUCCCCCCUUUGCUGCUAUAACAGCCUCCACUCUUCUGGGAAGGCUUUCCACUAGAUGUUGGAACAUUGCUGCGGGGACUUGCUUCCAUUCAACCACAAAAGCAUUAGUGAGGUCGGCACUGAUGUUGGGCAAUUAGGCCUGGCUCGCAGACGGCGUUCCAAUUCAUCCCAAAGGUGUUCAAUGGAGUUGAGGUCAGGGCUCUGUGCUUCUUUCACACCGACCUCAACAAACCAUUUCUGUAUGGACCUCGCUUUGUGUACGGGGUCACUGUCAUGCUGAAACAGGAAAGGGCCUUCCCCAAACUGUUUCCACAAAGUUGGAAGCACAGAACUGUCUAGAGUAUCAUUGUAUGCUGUAUCUUUAAGAUUUCUCUUCACUGGAAACUAAGUGGCCUAGCCCGAACCAUGGAAAAACAGCCCCAGACCAUUAUUCCUCCUCCACCAAACUUUACAGUUGGCCCUAUGCAAUGGGGCAGGUAGUGUGCUCCUGGCAUCUGCCAAACCCAGAUUUGUCCGUCGGACUGCCAGACGGCAAAGCUUGAUUAAUCACUUCAGAGAACACGUUUCCAUUGCUCCAGAGUCCAAUGGCAGCGAGCUUUACACCACUCCAGCAGACGCUUGGCAUUACGCAUGGUGAGCUUAGGCUUGUGUGCAGCUGCUCGGCCAUGGAAACCCAUUUCAUUAAGCUCCUGACUAACAGUUAUUGUGCUGACGUUGCUUCCAGAGGCAGUUUGGAACUCUGUAGUGAGUGUUGCAUCCGAGGACAGACCUUUUUUUUUUUUUUUUUUUUUCCCUUUUUCUCCCCAAUUUUCGAUCUUGUCUCAUCGCUGCAACUCCCCAACGGGCUCGGUAGAGGCGAAGUUGGAGUCAUGCGUCCUCCGGAACAUGACCUGCCUAACCUCGCUCCUUAAUACCCGCCAGCUUAACCCGGAAGCCAGCCGCACCAAUGUGUCGGAGGAAACACCGUUCAACUGGCGACCGGGGUCAGCCUGCAGGCACCUGGCCCGCCACAACGAGUCGCUAGAGCGCGAUGAGCCAAGUAAAGCCCCACCGGCCAAACCCUCCCCUAACCCUGACGACACUGUGCCAAUUGUGCGCUGUCCUAUGGGACUCCCGGCCACGGGCGGUUGUGGCACAGCCCGGGAAUGAACCCGGGUCUGUAGUAAUGCCUCUAGCACUGCGAUGCAGUGCCUUAGACCGCUGCGCUGGACAGACAAGUUUUACGUGCUACUCGGUGGUCCCGUUCUGCGAUCUAAUGUGUGGUCUACCACUUCGCGGCAGAGCAGUUAUUGCUCCUAGACGUUUCCACUUCACAAUAACAGCAUUUACAGUUCACGAACUAACUUAUUGGAAAGGUGGCAUCCUAUGACAGUGCCACAUUGAAAGUCACUGAGCUCUUCUUCAGUAAAGCCAUUCUACUACCAAUGUUUGUCUAUGGAGAUUGCAUGGCUGUGUACUCGAUUUAAUACACCUGUCAGCAACGGGUGUGGCUGAAAUAGCCGAUUCUAGUAAUUUGAAUGGGUGUCCACAUACUUCUGUGUAUAUAUAGUGUAUUUAUUUUUACCCUGAAUUUGUCUCAAACCUUUUGCUUAGAAGAUAACUGAUUUUGUCAUUUUCUUUCAGAUGGAAAAGAGGGAAAGAACAAAGAUGCAGCUGCUGUGUCCUCUUCCUCCUCCAGUUCUGUCAAGCCGAAGGUGAAGAACACCAGCAGUAUUGCAGGGAUAGCACUGUGUUGGCAGGGCGUGGUACAGAGACGGGUAAGCCACUCUUACGUCUCUAAAAACACUGAGGCCCAUUAUAAACCUACUCUGAUCUAAUGUUAUUGAAGUAAGUUGGUGGUGUAAUUCUGAUCAAAAGCUUAAGUCAAGAUGGCAUCACUAAAUUAAUCUUUUUUUACUUGAGAGUGAUUAUUCGACCCAUGUUUAACAGGUGAAGAAAUUCUUGGACUCGAGGUGCAGUCUGCCAGACUUUGUGGAGCGUUACAGGAACAUGUACCUCAGUCUGAAGAAUGCCAUGGAGGAGCUGUUUGGCCAACAGACAGCAUUUGUGCUGGCUCUCCGCCACGGCUUCUCUGCUGCUCUCCUACAGCUCUCCAUCCUCACCGCCAUGCAUGUGAGUUAUACUGGAUGACCUGUACUCAAUACUACCUGGGUCACGUUCAUUAGGGCACGCAACGAAAAACUGCAAUAGUUAUUCUCUGUUUCAGUCCGUUUUCUUCUGUUUGGUUCCUAAUGAACAUGACCCGGCAAUGUACCUGUAACACAUCUAUGCUCCAGAUCACUGCUGUCUGUGUGGGUUACAUUCUUCAUCUCUAUGUGUGUUUGCAGAUGAGUGAGCAGUUUGCCCAGUACAUUGACUUGAUGAUCCAGGAGAGUGGAGUGGACUCUGGCAAUGUGGAGACUCUUAACCAGUUGCAGCAAUUUCUAGAACCUAUGCUCUUUCUCUCCGGCCUGGAGCUUGCCAACACCUUUGAGCACUGUUACAGGUAAGGCCACAUUUCUAUCUCUGUAGCAGACUCCUGCACGGGUCAGUUUUUUGGAGCCGCAUCUGCUCUGCGCCGGCCACAUCAAUUUCCGCCUAGAAUUGUUCCGAAAGACGAUCUGUGACCUGCCAAAUAACAUAUAUUUAUUUAAUUGUUUUUAUGACUCCAGAGUAGUAGGCUAUUAGCAUUAAUUAGUCUGCAUGUCUAUUCAACAUUUGGAUAAAAGGAAACCAUGCCAUGAAUUAAGAAUGAUAGACCUAUCUUCUUAUGUUCACAAUGUAAUGCUGCACAACUCCAAUCGCUUUUUAAAAAAUAGCCUUCUUAUUAGCCUCCUUCUUCCCUAAUGAAAGCUUAUAGCAGACAUAACAAUACCUUUACUUCAGUGUUGUUUAGAAAAACUAAUAUUUAAUUUAAAUAAACAAUUCCUAGAAUCGAAUAUGCUGUAGGCUAUUGGCUACUCAAACUUUUACCAGCCUCACAGGUUUAAACUUUAUAUGGCCUGCGUAUUGGUCUAAGUGCAAGCCUGAAUUCAUGUAAUAAUUAACCGAAUUAUCGUAAACUAAGACUUGCUUGCACCUUUACCAGCUGUGUAUCCAUCUACCGGGUUGUUGUUCUCCUUGUCCGCAAUGACUGAAAAAAAUCUUCCAAACCUGGGAUUUUCACUAGUGCAGCACCUGUUUCCACGACGGUGUAUUCCACCAUCAUAAUCUUUUUUGAUUUAUCCUGUUACGUUAGCCAUUUGUGUGAGCUAGGAGUCAGGGAAAGUAAACUUGGCAAUGUAUUGUCAUGUGGAGGAAGGGAACAUAAGCUCUGCACGUGGAGAAAUUAGGAAUGUUUCAACACCAUACACAUAAUGGACAGUUCCCUGCUCCACUCUCUCGCUGCGUGGCUAGUAGCCUUGGCUAUGUCUGCAUCACCGCUCACAUAAUGGAAUUCGCAACACAACAAGCUCCUUUGUUCAAAUAAUAUUCUCUUGAUUUUAAAACGUUUCCGACCCGCAAUAUAACUGUUCUGAACCGCGAGCCGACCUGCGGGUUAAAAACAUUUUUAAUUCCACCCGCCAGCUGAUUUCUUUGCGGGUGAACCACGGGGAACUGUGGGGACUCAAAUCUGUAAGGCCAACCUAAGACCAUUUAUCAUCCAUAAAAGGACCAUAUUGUAGCAUUGUCUCGGGAGAGUCUCAAUCCAUCUCUUUUCCCCCCUCCUCCACAGGUACUACCUGGGUGAUAGGCUGCUGGGCCAGGGCAAGGUGUGGCUGGAGAGUGCCGUCAUAAUGCAGAUAGGCACCUGCUUCCCAAACCGCUUCCCCCAGCAGAUGCUGAAGAACCUGAGUGAGUCUGAGGAGCUGCAGCAGGAGUUCCACCUCUACCGCCUCCAGCAGCUGGACAAGACACUGCAGGAUGUCGACGAGGAGGUGAGCAAAGGACCAAAACCACCACUGCAAUGUAAUAUUUUAUACAGUGCAUUCGGAAAGCGUUCAGACACCUUGACUUUUUCCACAUUUUGUUACGUUACAGCUUUAUUCUGAAAUGGGUUAAAUCGUUUUUCUCCCUCAUCAAUCUACACACAAUACUCCAUGACAAAGCGAAAACAGGUUUUUAGAAAUGUUUGCACAUUUAUAAAAUUUUAAUAAAAACUGAAAUAUUACAUUUACAUAGGUAUUCAGACCCUUUACUCAGUACUUUGUUGAAGCACCAUUGGCAGCGAUUAUUGUAUUGUCUUGGCUGUGUGCUUAGGGUCGUUGUCCUGUUGGAAGUUGAACCUUCGCCCCAGCCUGAGGUCCAGAGCGCUCUGGAGCAGGUUUCCAUCAAGGAUCUCUGUACUUUGCUCCUUUCAUCUUUCCCUCGAUCCUGACUAGUGUCCCAGUCCCUGCCGCUGAAAAACAUCCCCACAGCCACCACGCUUCACCUUAGGGAUGGUGCCAGGUUUCCUCCAGACGUGACGCUUAGCAUUCAGGCCAAAUACUUGAAUACUCUUGUUUCUCAUGGUCUGAGAGUCCUAGGUGUCUUUUGGCAUACUCCAAGCGGGCUGUCAUGUGCCUGUUACUGAGGAGUGGCUUCCAUCUGGCCACUCUACCAUAAAGGCCUGAUUUGGUGGAGUGCUGCAGAGAUGGUUGUCCUUCUGGAAGGUUCUCCCAUCUCCACAGAGGAGCUCUGUCAGCGUGACCAUUGGGUUCUUGGUCACCUCCCUGACCAAGGCCCUUCUCCCCCGAUUGUUCAGUUUGGCCGGGCGGCCAGCUCUUCCAUUUUUAAGAAUGAUGGAGUUCACUGUGUUCUUGGGGACCUUCAAUGCUGCAGACAUUUUUUGGUACCCUUCCCCAGGUCUGUGCCACGACACAAUUCUGUCUCCGAGCUCUACAGACAAUUCCUUUGACUUCAUGGCUUGGUUUUUGCUCUGACAUGCACUGUCAACUGUGGGACCUUAUAUAGACAGGUGUGUGCCUUUCCAAAUCAUGUCCAAUCAAUUGAAUUUACCACAGGUGGACUCCAAUCAAGUUGUAGAAACAUCUCAAGGAUGAUCAAUGGAAACAGGAUGCACCUGAGCUCAAUUUCGAGUCUCAUAGCAAAGGGUUUUAAAACGUAUGUAAAUAAGGUGUUCCUGUUUUUUUUAUUUUAAUAGAAGUACAUACAUUUCUAAAAACCUGUUUUCGCUUUGUCAUUAUGGGGCAUUGUGUGGAGAUUGAUGAGGAAAAUGUUUUCUUUAAUCCAUUUUAGAAUAAGGCUGUAACGUAACAAAAUGUGGAGUGGAGGAAGGGGUCUGAAUGCUUUCCCAAUGCACUGGACAGUGAGCUCCAAAAGUAUUGGGACAGUGACACGUUUUGGCUCUGUACUCCAGCAUUUUGCACUUUAACCUCAGUCAUUGUAUCAAAUCCAGACUGUCAGCUUUAAUUUGAGGGUAUUUUCAUUCAUAUUAGGUGAACCGUUUAGAAAUUACAGCACAUUUUGUACAUAGUUCACCCAUUUUAGUGGAUCGAAAGUAUUGGGACAAAUUCACUUAAGUCUAUUAAAGUAUUCCGAUUUUUUUUUUUUUAGUAUUUGGUCUGUAUUCCUAGCACGCAAUGACUACAACAAGCUUGUGACUCUACAAACUUGGAGUCAUUUGCUGUUUGUUUCAGAUUAUUUUGUGCCCAGUAGAAAUGAAUGGUAAAUAAUGUAUUGUGUCAUUUUGGAGUCACUUUUACUGUAAAUAAGAAUAGAAUAUGUUUCUAAACACUUCUACAUGAAUGUGGAUGCUACCUGAUUACGGAUAAUCCUGAAUGAAUCGUGAGUAAUGAUGAGUGCGAAUGUUAGACGCAUAAAUAUCAUACCACCCCCAAAAAACAUGCUAACCCCUGCUAUUGUAAUGGUGAGAGGUUAGCAUGUUUUGGGGGUUAUGAUAUUUGUGCAUCCAACUUUCUCACCUAUAAUUAUUCACAAUUCAUUCAGGAUUAUCCGUAAUCAUGGUAGUUUUCAAAUGAAUGUAGAAGUGUUUUGAAACAUAUUCUAUUCUUAUUUACAAUAAAAGUUACAAUACAUUAUUUACUAUUUCAGUUGGGCACAAAAUAAUCUGAAACAACCAAAACAAACAGCAAAUGACUCCCAAGUUUGUAGAGUCAAGCUUGAUGUAGUCAUUGCGUGCUAGGAAUAUAGACCAAAUACUAAAAACUUUUGACUACUUUAAUAAACAUAAGUGAAUUUGUCCCAAUACUUUCGAUCCACUAAAAUGGGUGGACUAUGUACAAAAAGUGCUGUAAUUUCUAAACGGUUUACCCGAUAUGGAUGAGAACACCAUCAAAUUAAAGCUGACAGUCCAAACUUUAACCUCAUAGUCGCUGUAAUAUUUCAAAUCCAGAGUGCUGGAGUACAGAGCCAAAACAACCAAAAAUGUGCCAUUGUCCCAAUACUUUUGGAGCUCACUGUAUAUAGCAGAUGAUCGUUUCCAAAGCAGCAUACACAUAUUACGAUGUUAUAUGACCUCUUGGGAAUCCAACCCAUAACCCCAAAAAAAUGUUGUCCUUUGCUGUGCUGCAGAUGAUGGAUGAUCAGCCAUCGGAGCCUGAUGAGGAGAGUGAGGUGAAGGUGCUGGUCCUGUCACCUCGCUGCUGGGCCGUCUCCUCACCCUGCUACCUGGACAACUCCAGCAGAUACUUCCCCAAGCAGCUCUGCACCUACCUGGCGGAGUUCACAGACUUCUACUCUAACAGUCAGUCCCCUUCUGUCAUCUGUCUUUUCACAAAGUUUGGCUGUAUGUUUCCCUCCUCACAUUGAUGUACAUUACCGGUCAAAAGUUUUAGAACACCUACUCAUUCAAGGGUUUUUCUUUAUUUUUACUACUUUCUACAUUGUAGAAUAAUAGUGAAGACAUCAAAACUAUGAAAUAACACACAUGGAAUCAUGUAGUAACCAAAAAAGUGUUAAACAAAUUAUAUUAAUAUUUGAGAUAAUUCAAAUAGCCACCAUUUGCCUUGAUGACAGCUUUGCACACUCUUGGCAUUCUCUCAACCAGCUUCAUGAGGUAGUCACCUGGAAUGCAUUUCAAUUAACAGGUUUGGGGGGGGGGGGGGGGUAUACAGAAGAUAGCCCUAUUUGGUAAAAGACCAAGUCCAUAUUAUGGCAAGAACAGCUCAAAUAAGCAAAGAGAAACGACAGUCCAUCAUUACCUUAAGACAUGAAGGUCAGUCAAUACUGAACAUUUCAAGAACUUUAAAAGUUUCUGUAAGUGCAGUCGCAAAAACCAUCAAGUGCUAUGAUAAAACUGGCUCUCAUGAGGACCGCCACAGGAAUGGAAGACCCAGAGUUACCUCUGCUGCAGAGGAUAAGUUCAUUAGAGUUACCAGCCUCAGAAAUUGCAGCCCAAAUAAAUGCUUCACAGAGUUCAAGUAACAGACACAUCUCAACAUCAACUGUUCAGAGGAGACUGUGUGAAUCAGGCCUUCAUGGUCGAAUUUCUGCAAAGAAACCACUACUAAAGGACACCAAUAAGAAGAAGAAGAGACUUGCUUGGGCCAAGAAACACGAGCAAUGGACAUUAAGCCGCUGAAAAUGUGUCCUUUGGUCUGGAGUCCAAAUGCGAGAUUUUUUGUUCCAACCGCUGUGUCUUUGUGAGACGCGGUGUGGGUGAACGGAUGAUCUCUGCAUGUGUAUUUCCCACCGUAAAGCAUGUAGGAGGUGGUGUUAUGGUAUGGGGGUGCUUUGCUGGUGACACUGUCUGUGAUUGAUUAUUUAGAAUUCAAGGCGCACUUAACCAGCAUGGCUACCACAGCAUUCUGCAGUGAUACGCCAUACCAUCUUGUUUGGGCUUGGUGGGACUAUCAUUUGUUUUUCAACAGGACAAUGACCCAACACACAUCCAGGCUGUGUAAGGGCUAUUUUACCAAGAAGGAGAGUGAUGGAGUGCUGCAUCAGAUGACCUGGCCUCCACAAUCACCCGACCUCAACUAAAUUGAGAUGGUUUGGAAUGAGUCGGACCGCAGAGUGAAGGAAAAGCAGGCAACAAGUGCUCAGCAUAUGUGGGAACUCCUUCAAGACUGUUGGAAAAGCAUUCCAGGUGAAGCUGGUUGAGAGAAUGCCAAGUGUGUACAAAGCUGUCAUCAAGGCAAAGGGUUGCUAUUUGAAGAAUAUAACAUAUUUUGAUUUGUUUAACACUUUUUUGGUUACUACAUGAUUCCAUAUGUGUUAUUUCAUAGUUUUGAUGUCUUUACUAUUAUUCUACAAUGUAGAAAAUAGUAAAAAUAAAGAAAAACCAUUUUGAACGGUAGUGUACACUGAACAAAAAUAUGAGCGCCACAUGUUACAUGAGCUGAAAUAAAAGAUCCCAGAAAUGUUCCAUAUGCACAAAAAGCUUAUUUUUCUCUUAUAUUUUGUGCACAUUUGUUUACAUCCCUGUUAGUGAGCAUUUCUCCUUUUGCCAAGAUAAUCCAUCCACCUGACAGGUGUGGCAUAUCAAGAAGCUGAUUAAACAGCAUGAUCAUUACACAGGUGCACCUUGUGCUAUGGACAAUAAAAGGCCAUUCUAAAAUGUGAAGUUUUGUCACACAACACAAUGCCACAGAUUUCUCAAGUUGCGGGAACGUGCAAUUGACAUGCUGACUGCAGGAAUGUCCACGAGCUGUUGCCAGAGAAUGUAAUGUUAAUUUCUAUACCAUAAGCGAGGCGAACAUCGUUUUAGAGAAUUUGGCAGUACGUCCAACCGGCCUCACACCCGCAGACCACGUGUAACCACGCCAGCCCAGGACAUCUGGCUUCUUCACCUGCGGGAUUGUCUGAGACCAGCCACCUAGACAGCUGAUGAAACUGAGGAGUAUUUCUGUAUGUAAUAAAGCCCUUUCUUUGUACUUUUACCAAUUUUUCUCCCCAAUUUCGUGAUAUCCAAUUGGUAGUUAUUCUUGUCCCAUCGCUGCAACUCCCCUACGGACAAGGGAGAGGCGACGGUCGAGAGCCAUGCGUCCUCCGAAACACGACCCUGCCAAGCCGCACUGCUUCUUGACACACUGCUCGCUUAACCCGGAAGCUAGCUGCACCAAUGUGUCGGAGGAAACACCGUCCAGCUGGCGACGGAAGUCAGCUUGCAGGUGCCCGGCCCGCCACAAGGAGUCUCUCGGGCACGAUGGAACAAGGAAAUCCCGGCCGGCCAAACCCUCCACUAACCCGGACGACGCUGGGACAGUUGUGUGCCGCCUCAUGGGUCCUCCCGGUCACGGCCGGCUGUGACACAGCCAGGGAUCAAACCCGGGUCUGUAGUGAUGCCUCAAGACCGCUGCGCCACUCGGGAGGCGGGAAAAACUCAUUCUGAUUGGCUGGGCCUGGCUCCCAAGUGGGUGAGCCUAUGCCCUCCCAGGCCCACCCAUGGCUGCGCCCCUGCCCAGUCGUGAAAUCCAUAGAUUAGGGCCUAAUUAAUUUCAAUUUACUGAUUUCCUUAUAUGAACUGUACCUCAGUAAAAUCGUUGAAGUUGUUGCGUUUAUAUUUUUGUUCAGUAUAUUUUAGAUCUUUCUCAUAUGCCAAAAUCUUGCGAAGUUCCAUCAGAGCCAGUCCGUUACAAAGGCAUCUUUCAGAACGGAAGUGCUAGAGGCUGAUUUGAUGUGUGUUUGUCUGCAGGUCAGUGCGUGUACAAUCUGACCCACAGUAAGCCCAGGCGUCUACAGUGGACCUGGCUGGGCCAUGCAGAGCUGCACUACGGCUCCUGCACUCUCUAUGUCUCCACCCUGCAGAUGUACAUCCUCCUGCAGUUCAACCACCAACAGGUAACUAGAUGGGGGAAACGCAGUGCAAAGCGAGUUUAAUUAUUUAAAAAAAUGUCAUUGAUAAUGGGCUGAUGUCUCUUAAACUACCUCCUGUUGUUAUUAUUUCAGGAUGUAUCUGUGGAGGCUCUUCAGCAGGCCACAGGCCUCUCCCCGAUAGUGCUGGCCCAUGCGCUGUCUCCCCUCACUGCAGAGAAGGGCAUUCUCACCACAGACAGCCCCAAUAACAAUUUUGUGAAGGGUGAGCUCCCGCUCUUUCUUUCCCUGGCUAGCUCUUUCUUUGAGCCUUUCACAAAUACAUUAUAUGGAGCUACUGUGGAUCCCUGUAAUCCAGCAGAUUUUUUGGUGACAUUGCAUUUACAAAAAUAAUUACACCCAAAGAUUCCAUCCCCUCAAUUGUUUCCCAGUUAGUUGUUAUUUUCAUGACCAUUUGAAUUUACUGUUGGCGUUUGUGGAGUUGGACUGAAUUUAAGGUUUUGUCCUUCUCUGCACAUAGGAGUCCUGAGGUUGAACAAAAAAGCUCUGUCUCAGAGUUUGGAAAACCACAGCUACCUGCCCAAGCAGACCUACCUGAAUGUGGACGAGGAUGCUGCCCGCUUGCUGGAGAGGAAGAGGAACUUCAUCUACUGCCUCAUCAUCCAGAUCAUGAAGGCUGAGAAAGAGAUGCACAUAGACAACCUGGUGUUCAGAGUAAGGCCUUGUUCCCUCAUGUGUGACCAAUGGAGAUUAUCAACUGAUCCUAUGUAGUGGCAGCAUAAACAUACAUCCCUCCAUGUUUCAGGUCCAGCUUUUAUUUAGACUCCUCUUUAUUUGAUGUGCCAGAUGCUAGCAGUGGGUGUCUUUUACGUCCCUAUUUUAUCCCUUGUCCUCCCUUAGGUGUUGGACACAUGUCAGAAGCGGGAGGCGACUCGUUCCCCAGGUUCGGUGCAUUUCAGCUGCAGCACUACAGACGUGCUGUCCUGUGUCAUGCACGUCAUCAGCAAGGGCUACAUCAGGCGCAAUGAGGACAGCCCCCACAUCGUGGAGUUCCUGCCUGAAGACCCCUCCACUCCCCUGAAGGGCCAGGCGCAAUUCUCCUUCAGCAAGGCAGAGCUGAAGAAUAACCCCAGCAACAGCAGCAACGCUGACAUCAGGUGUGCGGACGACCCUUGACCUAGUGGGGGAAGGGUUUUUAAUGUAGACGGCUGGUGUAGCCUCUGUGGUGAUUCUGUAUCUCAGGGCAUGUUUGGUUUUUGAAUUGUAGGGAAGGAGAGUAGAAGAAGAUUUACUAACAGGCCUUUUCCAUUUCUAUGUCUGUCUGCCAUAGCCGUUGCAUAAAUGCUUUAAUAGAUAACCAAUUGGGUUGAGGUCUUCAGCCCUGACAUUACAGCACUUAUUUGUGCCAUAUGCACUCGUUCUGUCCUAGUUGAGCUUUUAAAUACACAUUGACCUAAACUGUGGCUGGAUGGCAAUGCCUGGCAACGUUAGUCAUUUCACAUACAGGAUGACCAUUGACCACUGAUGCUGUUUACCUUCAAAGAAACCCAUGGCUCCAAUACUGAAACGAUUCAUGAAACACAAAAAUUAUCAAGGCUUUUAUGCAAUAUGUUGAGAAACAGUCAAAAGAUGCUAGUGAAUGUUCUAUUAAUAUAAAUAAAAGACAAUUUCAACUUUGAACCAUGUUUGCUGCCUUAUUUUGUGUGGUUAUAAUACAGUAGUCUAUAAAUGCUGUGUGGGGUGAGAUCUUUAUUAAUGAAGAUACCAAAAUUAGUCUCUACAGCUCUUUGCCAUUAAAAUCACACUACUAACCUGAUAAUUACAAGCUCUGCUUUCCAUAAAGAUGUUAUUCUGUCGCACUGUUUUUAAUAACACAUGCUUGUUCUCUGAAAUGAGAGUAUUUCCAAUGUAAUCAUACUAAACUGAGACCCCCUCACGUUUAAGAAGUUAAGAUUUCCGUAGCUGUAAGUUACCUCUUGUGACCCGCUGUGUCUCCUCCUGCAGCCUGGAAGGCAUCAUUGCAGCCCCUCAGAGUGUGGAAGACGGGGUCCUGGAGGCUGUCCUGUUGUCCAUGGGCCGGACUAUGAACCAGGAGGAGGUACGGCAGCUGAUGCAGCGCACAGUCCAGCAGGUCUCUGGCACCCUGAGUCUGGACCUGGACCGGGCUGAGCACCUGCUGGUCCACUGCAAGUGGAACGUGGACGUGCUGAUCCAGCGCUACACAGACGACCCAGACUCCCUGGUCAUGGCUGCUGGGCUGAAGGGCUGGAACCCCCAGCCGCCCCCCAGCCCUGUGUCCAGCUGCCCUGUGUGCCUCAUCUCUGAAACAGGGGAGGCAGAUCCCGCCCCCACCCUCUGCUGCAUGCACUACUGCUGCCGGGUCAGUCACUUUACAGAUUUUUCUAAUCCUUUUCCAACUUUAAAUUAGUUUUAAUCUUGUAUGGAUACUUUAAAAGGGGCAUUUUGCAGUUUCUAUAUAGUUUUUUGGACUUAAUUAAUGUACCCAUUGAUUCUUGAAGAAUAUACAGUGCCUUCAGGAAUUAUUCGUACCGCUUGACUUAUUCCACAUUUUGUUGUUACAGCCUGAAUUCAAAAUGGAUUCAAUAGAUGUUUUUUCCCGCCCAUCUACACACAAUACCUCAUAAUGACAAAGUGAAAAAGUGUUUUAGAUUUUUUUUCACAUUUAUUGAAAAUGAGAUCCAGAAAUACACUACAUGGCCAAAAGUAUGUGGACACCUGCUUGUCAAACAUCUAAAUCCAAAAUCAUGGGCAUUAAUAUGGAGUUGGUCCCCCCUUUGCUGCUAUAACAGCCUCCACUCUUCUGGGAAGGAUUUCCACUAGAUGUUGGAACAUUGCUGCGGGGACUUAUUUCCAUUCAGUCACGAGCAUUAGUGAGGUCGGGCACUGAUGUUGGGCGAUUAGGCCUGGCUCGCAGUCUGCGUUCCAAUUCAUCCCAAAGGUGUUCGAUGGGGUUGAGGUCAGGGCUCUGUCAGGCCAGUCAAGUUCUUCCACACUGAUCUCGACAAACCAUUUCUGUAUGGACCUCGCUUUGUGCACGGGGGCAUUGUAAUGCUGAAACAGGAAAGGGCCUUCCCCAAACUGUUGCCACAACGUUGGAAGCACAGAAUUGUCUAGAAUGUCAUUGUAUGCUGUAGCGUUAAGAUUGACCUUCACUGGAACUAAGGGGCCUAGCCCAAACCAUAAAAAACAGCCCCAGACCAUUAUUCCUCCUCCACCAAACUUUACAGUGUGCACUAUGCAUUCAGGCAGGUAGCGUUCUCCUGGCAUCCGCCAAACCCAGAUUUGUCCAAACCCAGAUGGAGAAGCUUGAUUCAUCACUCCAGAGAACGUGUUUCCAUUGCUCCAGUGGCGGCGAGCUUUACACCACUCCAGCCGACGCUUGGCAUUGCGCAUGGUGACCUUAGGCUUGUGUGCGGCUGCUCGGCCAUGGAAACCCAUUUCAUGAAGCUCCCGACGAACAGUUCUUGUGCUGACGUUGCUUCCAGAGGCAGUUUAGAACUUGGUAGGGAGUGUUUCAACCGAGGUCAGACAAUUUUUAUGCGCUUCAGCAAUAACGGUACUUACAGUUGACCGGGGCAGCCCUGGCAGGGCAGAAAUUUGACGAACUGACUUGUUGGAAAGGUGGCAUCCUAUGACGGUGCCACAUUGAAAGUCACUGAGCUCUUCAGUACGGCCCAAUGUUUGCCUAUGAAGAUUGCAUGGCGGUGUGCUCGAUUUUAUACACCUGUCAGCAACGGGUGUGGCUGAAAUAGCCAAAUGCACUAAUUUGAAGGGGUGUCCACAUACACAAUAUAUACAAAAGUAUGUGGACACCCCUUCAAAUUAGUGGAUUCGGCUAUUGUACAAUAUUUACACAUUCUUACAAAAAUUCUUCAAGCUCUGUCAAGUUGGUUGUUGAUCAUUGCUAGACAGACAUUUUCAAGCCGAUUUAGGUCAAAACUAACCCCUCAGACCUCGCGGUCUUCUUGGUAAGCAAUUCCAGUGUAUAUUUGGCCUUGUGUUUAAGGUUAUUGUCCUGCUGAAAGGUGAAUUUGUCUCCCAGUCUGUUAGAAAGCAGACUGAACCAGGUUUUCCUCUAGGAUUUUGCCUGUGCUUAGCUCUCUUCCGUUUCGUUUUGUCCUAAAAAAAACGAUAACAAGCAUACCCAUAACAUGAUGCAGCCACCACCAUGCUUGAAAAUAUGAAGAUUGGUUCUCAGUGAUGUGUUGGAUUUGCUUCAGGACAUGAAGUACAUUUCUUUGCUACAUUGUUUGCAGUUUUACUUUAGUGCCUUACUGCAAACAAUGCAUGUUUUGUUUAUGAAUUUGAGUGGUUACAUUUCUCCAACCCUAUCCCUCAGCUUUUUACCGAAACGGGUGAGGAGUGUACUUUGUUAUUGUUUCAACUGCUGAUUGCUGCUUUAAGAAUGAAUGAAUCUGUACAUGUGGAGUCGUAACAUCCGCUCCUAAUUGAUGUGUGAACAGUUCAUCACAGGACUCCCAUUUCAUGAUUCUUUAUUUAUUUUUCCUUCCUACAGUCUUGCUGGCAGGAGUACCUCACGGCCAGAAUUGAGCAGAACCUGGUGAUGAACUGCAACUGUCCAAUAACAGACUGCCGAGCACAACCUACCUCUCAGUUCUUCUUCAACAUCCUGACCAACAAGGACACCAUCGCCAAGGUCUGCACCCCCCCCCCCCCCCCACCCCCCCACCCACACAGCCCAAUGAGAGCAACACACUUAGUGCAUUCGGAAAGUAUUCAAACCCCUUGAUUUUUUCCCCACAUUGUUACGUUACAGCCUUAUUCUAAAAAAAAUAUAUAUAUAUAUAUAUAUAUAUAUAUAUAUAUCAUCAAUCUACACACAAUACUCCAUAAUGACAAAGCAAAAACAGGUUUUUAGAAAUUUUUGCAAAUGUAUUAAAAAGAAAAAUGGACAUAUCACAUUUACAUAAGUAUUCAUACCCUUUACUCAGUACUUUGUUGAAGCACCUUUGGCACCGAUUACAGCCUCGAGUGUUCUUGGGUAUGACGCUACAAGCUUGGGACACCUGUAUUUGGGGAGUUUCUCCCAUUUAUUCUUUGCAGACCUUCUCAAACUGUCAGGUUGGAUGGGGAGUGUCGCUGCACAGCUAUUUUCAGGUCUCUCCAGAGAUGUUUGAUUGGGUUCAAGUCCGGACUCUGUCUGGGCCACUCAAGGACAUUCAGAGACUUCUCCUGAAGCCACUCCUGCGUUGUCUUGGCUGUGUGCUUAGGGUCGUUGUCCUGUUGGAAGGUGUACCUUUACCCCAGUCUGAGGUCCUGAGCGCUCUGGAGCAGGUUUUCAUCAAGGAUCUCGCUGUACUUUGCUCCAUUCAUCUUUCCCUUGAUCCUGACUAGUCUCCCAGUCCCUGCCGCUGAAAAACAUCCCUACAGCAUGAUGCUGCCACCACCAUGCUUCACCGUAGGGAUGGUGCCAGGUUUCCUCCAGACGUGACGCUUGGCAUUCAGGCCAAAGAGUUCAAUCUUGGUUUCAUCAGACCAGAGAAUCUUGUUUCUCAUGGUCUGAGAGUCCUUUAGGUGCCUUUUGGCAAACUCCAAGCGGGCUGUUGUGCCUUUUACUGAGCAGUGGCUUCCAUCUGAUUGGUGGAGUGCUGCAGAGAUGGUUGUCCUUCUGGAAGGUUCUCCCAUCUCCACAGAGGAAAUAUGUAGAGCUCUGUCAGAGUGACCAUCGGGUUCUUGGUCACCUCCCUGACCAAGGUCCUUCACCCCGAUUGCUCAGUUUGGCCGGGCGGCCAGCUCUAGGAAACCUUUUCCAUUUAAAGAAUGAUGGAGGCCACUGUGUUCUUGGGGACUUUCAAUGCUGCAGAAAUUGUUUGGUACCCUUCCCCAGAUCUGUGCCUCCACACAAUCCUGUCUCGGAGCUCUACAGACAAUUCCUUCGACCUCAUGGCUUGUUUUUUGCUCUGACAUGCACUGUCAACUGUGGGACCUUAUAUAGACCGGUGUGUGCCUUUCCAAAUCAUGUCCAAUCAAUUGAAUUUACCACAGGUGGACUCCAAUCAAGUUGUAAAAACAUAAUGGAUGAUCAAUGGAAGCAGGAUGCACCUGAGCUCAAUUUUGAGUCUCAUAGCAAAGGGUCUGAAUACUUAUGUAAAUAAGGUAUUUCUGUUUUUUACUUUUUAUAGAUUGGCAAAGAUUUCUAACAACCUGUUUUCGCUUUGUCAUUAUGGGGUAUUGUGUGUAGAUUGAUGAGCAUUUUUAUUUAUUUAAUCCAUUUUAGAAUAAGGCUGUAAUGUAACAAAAUGUGGAAAAAGUCAAGGGGUCUGAAUACUUUAAUGUACUGUAUAUAAACCCAUAAAGUUAUACAUAUCCAGUUGUACAUGUUUGUUUGCUGAUCGUGAGUUUAAAACAGUAGCACCUAUCCAUCCUCUGAGGCCCCUCCGCUCCUGUCAUCUGUUUCCCCCUCAGUAUGAGAACGCGCUCCUCCGGGGCUACGUGGAGUGCUGCUCCAACCUGACCUGGUGCACCAACCCCGUAGGCUGUGACCAGAUCCUGUGCAGGGACAACAUCGGCAGCAUGGGCAACUGUUCAAAGUGCUGCUGGUCCUCCUGCUUCAGCUGCAACUUCCCAGAGGUUAGCACUGAGCUGUCAUGCACAUCUCCUGUCCUCAUUAAUGUUUUUUUUGUGGUUUAUUUGUCUUCUUUUUUUUACUUCAAUGGCAUUGAAUCAGAAAUCCAUAUUUGUAUGGUUACCCAUCAGACUUGGUGUAGUGUAAAUCUAUCUAGUACAUACAGUAUUUUUGUUCAUAGAGACACAAGCAAGCACAGAGUAUAGAUUUAUGCUGAUUUCUUAACCCCCACUUUCUCCCCAGGCUCACUACCCAGCCAGCUGCAGUCACAUGUCCCAGUGGAUGGACGAUGGUGGCUACUACGAGGGUAUGACCAUGGAAGCCCAGAGUAAGCACCUUGCCAAACUCAUCUCCAAACGCUGCCCUAGCUGCCAGGCCCAGAUAGAGAAGAAUGAAGGCUGCCUACAGUAAGUAUAAAGCCACUGGACCCGUGUCAAUCCUCAGCCCUGUUCUCUGUCGAUUUCCAUCAAACCAUUUCAAGGUUUACCAAAGUAUGUUGUAGGGAUUUAUAGGCAUCACUGUUACUGCCACUCUAAUUCUUUUUCAGUAUGACUUGUGCCAAAUGUAACCAUGGAUUUUGCUGGAGGUGUCUCAAGCCAUGGAAACCAACCCACAAAGAUUACUUCAACUGCUCAGCUAUGGUAAGUCCAUAUGACUUGAUUAAAUUAAGUUUGUGCUUCAUACGAUUUUGUACAAAUGCAAAGGGUUUCCAUGAAUUGCAGAGUAUUUACACUCCCCUCCAUAUGUAUUUGGACAGUGAAGUGAACAUUUUUAAUUUGGCUCUGUACUCCACCAUUUUGGAUUUGAUGAAAUGUUUCAUGAGGCGACUUUACAGAAUGUCACCUUUUUAUUUGAGGGUAUUUUCAUACAUAUGUUUCACCGUUUAGAAAUGAAAGCACUAUGUAUUUGAGGAAGUCAAGUAUUUGGACAAAUUCGAUUACUGUAUUAAAGGAGUCAAACGUUUAGUAUUUUGUCUUUGCACUCAAUGACUACAUCAAGCUUGUGACUCUACAAACUCGUUGGAUGCAUUUGCAGUUUGUUUUGGUUGUGUUUCAGAUUAUAUUUUGCCCAAUAGGAACUGAAUGGUGAAUAAUGUAUUUUCUCAUGUUUCUGAACAAUUCUACAUUAAUGUGGAUGCUACCAUUAUUAUGGAUAAUCAUGACUGAACCAUGAACAAUUAUGAGUGAGAAAGUUAGAAGCGCAAAGAUCAUACCUCCCCUGUUAUUGGUAAUGGUGAGGUUAGCAUGUAUUGUUUUAGCCUUUGUAACCUUCUCACUCAUUAUUAUUCAUUUUUCAUUCAUGAUCUUUCAGUGUUCAGAAACAUCUUAUCUACUAACUUGGAAAGAAAAUUACUCCAUUCACCAUUCAGUUCCUAUUGGGCAAAACCUUACCCAAAACUCAAUGUGCAAUCCAGGGUGGGGCCCCAGGACCAAGUUUGGGAAACCCUGCUUUAAUACAACACAACAAGUUCUGUUGAUUUCCAAUGCAGUGAUCCACUUUUUUUCUGGCUGCAGGUGAGUAAAGCAGCAAGGCAGGAAAAGAAGUUCCAAGACUACAACGAGAGAUGCACUUUCCACAACCAAGCCAAGGACUUUGCCAUCAAUCUAGAGAGCAAAGUCUCCUCCAUCAAUGAAGCCCUGCAAAUGAAGUCCUUGACGUUUGUUAUUGAUGCCUGCAAAGUCCUCGCUCAAGCUCACAAGGUAAGAGGAAGUAAACUAAUAAGAAAAUAACCGACCAAUCUGUAGAGAAAUGUAAGCAAUCACCAUGCAAUCUGACAUGAAAGAUUCAUGAUUAGGGCUGUGGCGGUCAUGAAAUGUUGUCAGCUGGUUGUCAUGCAAAAGUCUGCCAGGCUCACGGUAAUUGACCGUUAAUUAACAUAAACACGUUUAGCAUCUGCAGGCCUCUAAGCAUACAAGCCGCUGAUGCGCGCUUUUGGAACAUCAACAUUUAAAAAAGCAUAAUAAGUCAAUUUAAUAUACACCAUCACAAUAUAUCCUUUAUUUUAGGCAGGUCUAAAGAAACAUGAUAUGAAUCAAAUGUAUUUCAGAAGAACAGAAUGAGUGAAUGGCCUACUAAAUGUUAUCUGGCUAUGCACCAUGCCAUAGGCUGUAAGUAGGCUUGUUCAUUUAGCAGACAACAUAUGCUUAUAGGUCUCGUGCCAUUAUUUUAUAGUAUGUGAUUUUAUAGUAAGAAGAAUAUAAUUGAACUUAGUUGAAUAAAAUAUAAAGGGUAUUUUUCCCAUUCCGGUGCGAGUGCGCAUUUGAUGUAGUUAUGUUGAGUGUAAAAGUGAUCAUUUGAAACCAGUCCUAUACGCUAGAUUGAGUUAUUUUGCAGCUUUAGUUGUACACUGAACAAAAAUAUAAACGCAACAAUUUCAGUCAGUCAAUUGAAAUAAAUUAAUUAGGCCCUAAUCUAUGGAUUUCACAUGACUGGGAAUACAGAUAUGCACCUAUUGGUCACAGAUGCCUUAUAAAAAAAAAAGGUAGGGGCAUGGAUCAGAAAACCAGUCAGUAUCUGGUGUGACCACCAUUUGCCUCAUUCAGCACGACACAUCUCCUUCGCAUAGAGUUGAUCAGGCUGUUGAUUGUGGCCUGUGGAAUGUUGUCCCACUCCUAUUCAAUGGCUGUGCGAAGUUGCUGGAUAUUGGCGGGAACUGGCACACGCUGUCGUAAACGUUGAUCCAGAGCAUCCCAAACAUGCUCAAUGGGUGACAUGUCUGGUGAGUAUGCAGGCCAUGGAAGAACUGGGACAUAUUCAGCUUCCAGCAAUUGUGUACAGAUCCUUGCGACAUGGGGCCGUGCAUUAUCAUGCUGAAACAUGAGGCGGUGGAUGAAUGGCAUGACAUUGGGCCUCAGUAUCUCGUCACGGUAUCUCUGUGAAUUCAAAUUGCCAUCGAUAAAAUGCAAUUGUGUUUGUUGUCCGUAGCUUAUGCCUGCCCAUACCAUAAACCCACCGGCCACCAUUGGGCACUCGUUGAUAUCAGCAAACCGCGCUGUCUGCCAUCUGCCUGGUACAGUUGAAACUGGGAUUCAUCUGUGAAGAGCACACUUCUCCGGCGUGCUAGUGGCCAUCGAAGGUGAGCAUUUGCCCACUGAAGUCGGUUACGAAGCCGAACUGCAGUCAGGUCAAGACCCUGGUAAGGACGACGAGCCACAGAUGAACUUCCCUGAGACGGUUUCUGAACAUUUGUACUGAAAUUCUUUGGUUUUGCAAACCCAGUUUCAUCAGCUGUUCGGGUGGCUGGUCUCAGACAAUCCCGCAGGUGAUGAAGCUGGAUGUGGAGGUCCAGGGCUGGCAUGGUUACACGUGGUCUGCGGUUGUGAGGCCGGUUAGACAUACUGCCAAAUCCUCAAAAAUUUAAAAUGACGUUAGAGGUGGAUUAUGGUAGAGAAAUUAACAUUAAAUUCUCUGGCAACAGCUCUGGUGGACAUUCCUGCAGUCAGCAUGCCAAUUGCACUCUCCCUCAACUUGAGACCUCUGUGGCAUUGUGUUGUGACAAAACUGCACAUUUUAGAGUGGCCUUUUAUUGUCCCCAGCACAAGGUGCACCUGUGUAAUGAUCAUGCUGUUUAAUCAGCUUCUUGAUAUUCCACACCUGUCAGGUGGAUGGAUUAUCUUGGCAAAGGAGAAAUGCUCAUUAACAGGGAUGUAAACACAUUUGUGCACAACAUUUUAGAGAAAUACGCUUUUUGUGUGUAUGGAACAUUUUCUGGGAUCUUUUAUUUCAGCUCAUGAAACAUGGGACCAACACUUUACAUGUUGCGUUUAUAUUUUUGUAUAAAUUAUACACACCUUAGAAUGUCUUAGAAAUCUUAAACAUAUGGGCUGCAUGGUGCGACUAUAGGCUAUUGAUAAUUUGAGAAAGUCGCAAAACAAAUUUACGCUCUGCUCCUUGCCUCAGGCUGCACGUGUUGUUCUCAAUUUAAUCUCAUCUUUACUAAUAUGUAAAAUUAGUUUAGAUUCAGAAUGACCCAUUAUCAAAGGGGCAUGGGGAAGAAAGAUGUAAUCUGUAUGCACUCGAAUAGCGAAUGGAGUCCGCUUUCCCACCGGUUCGUUGACGACGAACAUGUAGUGAGGACCAGCCAACAAGAGCGUAUAGGUCACAGUGGUGGGUAGUGUAUGGGGCUUUGGAAGACAAAACGGAUGGCACUGUGAUUGAGGAUCAUGCAGCAUCUUGCUGCACGACAGAUGAUAUUCCCCCCCAAAACUCUAUGCCAUGGGCUCUCCAACCAUGUUCCUGCAGCUUCCCAGUGCUUAAUUUGGGAAACCAAGUGAAAUCUGUUAAUGAACAUCGAUAGCCUAUGUUUUGUUGUGAAAACAUGUUACUAUUUCAUUAAACUGUUGCCAGCCCCUCUCUGCAUGCUUGAGAAAGGAAUGCACGGUGGUGAGAUCAUGUAGCUAAAGCCUAUUACUAGGCUAUUCAAAAUCCAAUGCAAAUUCACUAUAAUUGUAGGCUAACUCUGUAAGGCGCCCUGCACAAUCAAUGAACCAACAGCAUCUCCUAGGCCUAUACGUUCUCUCCCAGACUCAUGGAUAGGAAGUUUGGAGUGUAGUAUAAGGUAAACAGUCCAUCCAGUAUGCAUAAUAAUACAGUCCACACUCAAAGGCGAUUACUAGAAUUUGUUUAAUUUUUGGAGUAUAGGCUAGACCAAUUAUGAACCAAAAACAACUUAAAUCAGUUUUUUAAAUGUUUUUCUGCCAUGUGUACGCUAUGUAUCGUAUAACGGCACAAUCAUUAUUUUAAUUCGGGGGGUUUCGGGCUUGGCCUCAUAUGUAUAUGGAUAAACUCUAAUAUGCAUAUGGUUGUCUUUGAAUGAAUCAUCACCUUUAGAAAGUGCUGCCAAUUUCGUUGUUAGGCUUUGAAACAACAUCCACAACGACCAUGUUUUCCACUGUUUCAACCUGUUGAAUUUCUUUCUUCAAUUUGAUCAAUCACAAUGAGGUGAGUUUUAAAAGCACAAUACUGUUUUGAUGAUAAGUGUUUGAGGGACAAUAGAGCCCUGAGUACCAGGCCAUUAAGUGACCUUAUGGUCGUUAAUUUGUUGGGUACUACCGACGCAUGUCCAGAGUGCAUAAGAGGAGAUUACCAUGACUCAACGGUCACAUGGCAUUUUACUGAGGUCAUGACUGCCGGUGUGGCGGUAAUACGGUCACCGCAAGAGCCCUAUUCAUGAUGAACCUUGUCAGCAUUCAAAAGAUGUAUCCAUAUGACUAAUAUGGAUCCCUUGCCUGACUGUGCCAUAUAGGUGCUGGCCUACUCAUGUGUGUACAGCUACUACAACCAGGACACAGAGAAGAUGGAUGUGAUGGAGCAGCAAAUGGAAGCCCUGGAGCUUCACACCAACGCCCUACAGAUCCUGCUGGGUAAGACCUGCAGGAAUGACAGUGCCUUCAGAAAGUAUUCACACCCCUUGAACUUUUCCACAUUUUGUUGUGUUACAGCCUGAAUUUAAAAUUGAUUAAAUUGAGAUUUUGUGUCACUGGCCUAAACACAAUACCCCAUAAUGUGAAAGUGGAAUUAUGUUUUUCGAAAUUUUACAAAUUAAUAAAAAAUGAAAAGCUUUAAUGUCUUAAGUCAAUAAGUAUUCAACCCCUUUGUUAUGACAAGCCUAAAUAAGUUCAGGAGUAAAAAUGUUCAUAACAAGUCACAUAAGUUGCAUGGACUCACUCUGUGUGCAAUAAUAUUGUUUAACAUGAUUACUUCAUCUCUGUACCCCACACCAUCAAUUAUUUGUAAGGUCCCUAAUUCGAGCAGUGAAUUUCAAACACAGACCAGGGAGGUUUUCCAAUGGCUCGCCAAGAAGGGCACCUAUUGGUGGAUGGUUAAAAAAAAAAAGCAGACAUUGAAUAUCCCUUUGAGCAUGGUGAAGUUAUUAAUUACACUUUGGAUGGCGUAUCAAUACACCCAAUCACUACAAAUAUAUACAGGCGUCCUUCCUUACUCAGUUGCCGGAGAGGAAGGAAACCGCUCAGGGAUUUCACCAGGAGGCCGAAUUUGAAAAGUAGGAAGCCUGUACAGAAUAAAAAUAUUCCAAAAUAUGCAUCCUGUUUGCAAUAAGGCAUUAAAGUAAAACUGCAAAAAAUGUGGCAAAGAAAUUAACUUUAUGACCUGAAUACAAAGUGUUAUGUUUGGGGCAAACACAACGUCACUGAGUACCACUUCAUAUUUUCAUUUUCAAGCAUGGUGGUGGCAAGGGGUAUGAAUACUUUCUGAAGGCACUGUAUAUCGGGAAGGAAAAGGAUCAUUGUAAGAUUGUCAAGGCAAAUUUCUAUUAAGUACAGAUUGGCAUUUGAAAUGAUUUCACUAUUAGAAUAAUAUGAUUUUGUAAAAUGUUUACUUCAAUGGAGACUUGCCGGUGUGCUGCACUCUGCUUGUUUCAGCAGAAGGGUGGAGGAGGGGAUUUCUAAUAGGGCUGAAGUCAUACCAUAUUUGUAAAAAAAAUAAUAAUGACAGCUGUGAUGGAACAGGAAGUUUCAGUAAAAAUUUGAAUGCCGACAGAAUUUGUUUGGCGGUGGAAACUCCUUUAUGCACAAAUAUUGACAUAAUAACCAUAAUAUCGAAGUAAACUUGGAGUCACUACGACUCGGGAAACCACACAGUUUAUUAGGGUACAGUUGAAAUAAGUUGAUGAACUUCACAGGGUGGUGAAAGUGCACGUGACCUUGAUGCUCCUUUCCAAUAAAAAUCGAGGGUCUUAUUCUGGUGACUUGAUGAUUGAUGCUUAACUGCCGUUUGACAAAUACAAAUAUUCUCGCUCUUAUCAUAAUAUCAUAAUGUAGACUAGCUUACCUGCACUGUACCUGCGAGCGGUUGUUGGCUAGAGCGCACGUGCCAAGACCAGAGACACAUUUGCUAUUUAACACAACCGUUUUUGUGACAUCUAUCGGUGGAGUUGAAAAUGUGAUGGAAACUUUAGAUUUUUAUUCGGUACAUGGAAAAGUACAUUUUGUGUGCACUGGUUUUUAUCCGCAACAAGUCCAUUUGGAAACACCACUGGUGGAAAGAAAAUAUUUUAUGCGGAUUCUAGAAUAUUCGCAUGAAAAUCUGUCACUAAUUGGAUGGAAACGUAGCUAGUGGCAUGGAGGGAGAGCGAGAAAGUAGCCAAACUGAUUCGCACUAGUUAGAUAACCUAUGACAGCAACAAGUUUGUCCAUCAUACCAUCUGGUAGUGCCUAUCUUGACUGCAUCAAAUCAUUGUAAAGAAGCUAGCUACAGAAGCCAGGCUAAUCGAAUUUUUAGGUGUCCUUGUGUACAACUAGGGCUGACUCCAUUUUUUUUGUCCAUUGUGGAGGCCGUGGGGAUGGCAAUGUCCAUCACUCUUAAGACGUGCUACUGAAAUUGUAUAUGGUUUAUAUUACAUAAGAACAAUAUUUUAUAACAAAUACGCUUUCUCCCGCGUUGGAUAGUGGUCGUUGUCCGCGGUUCUGAAACAUUAGGGCGCUGUUGAAUUGGCGCCUUUUCCUAGACCAUGUUGCUAUGUGCAUAAUAGGAAAGUUAACCAGCAUAUUGGUUUUGAGAACAAUGCGGCGGAGGCAGCAGUGGAGUUAGAUGAGAAAACAGCCCUUGCCUUAAUUGUCUAAAAUAAAGUGAGGAGAGGGGGAACCCCAACUUAAUUAGGUCUAUAAUCAAUAGCCUAACUGUUAAAUCUGCCUGGCAGAUCCUGCUUCUGUUGCCUGUUUGAGUGUUUGUUUAAUAGCCUGCUGAUUCCGUGAACACCAAGCCUCAUGCAACCACAACAUGUCGGAUAAACAAUUUCACAAAUUCUGCUGUUUUGAAUCUUUGCUAUGCUGUAAUAAAGGCUUUACACUUUUCUUCGUUAGAAGGUAUUAUUUGUUAUUUAUUUAGUGUUUACACUGUUCCAAAUUUUCUUGAUCUCCUUAUUGUUAUGAUCAUCAUUAUAAUAAUAAGUAAUGUCAUUAUCAUUAGUAGGCUUAGUAUAGCAGCCUUGUACAGUGCAUUUGGAAAGUAUUCAGACCCCCUAGACUUUUUCCACUUUGUUACCUUACAGCCUUAUUAUAAAAUUGAUUAAAUAGUUUUUUUUCCCUCAUCAAUCUACACACAAUACCCCAUAAUGACAAAGUAAAAACAGGUUUUUAGACAUUUUAGCAAAUGUAUAAAAUCAAUAUCAAGGCUCUCUCUGUAUUUUGCUCCGUUAAUCUUUCCCUCAAUCCUGACUAGUCUCUCAGUCCCUGCCGCUGAAAAACAUCCCCACAGCAUGAUGCUGCCACCUCAAUGCUUCACCUUAGGGGUGGUGCCAGGUUUCCUCCAAACGUGUGACGCUUGGCAUUCAGGCCAAAGAGUUCAAUCUUGGUUUCAUCAGACCCGAGAAUCUAGUUUCUCAUGGUCUGAGAAUCCUGUAGGUGCCUUUUGGCAAACUCCAAGCAGGCUGUCGUACCUUUUACUGAGGAGUGGCUUCCGUCUGGCCACUACCAUAAAGGCCUGAUUUGGUGGAGUGCUGCAGAGAUGGUUGUCCUUCUGGAAGGUUCUCCCAUCUCCACAGAGGAACUCUGGAGCUCUGUCAGAGUGACCAUCGGGUUCUUGGUCUCCUCCCUGACCAAGGCCCUUCUCCCCCAAUUGCUCAGUUUGGCCGGGUGGCCUGCUCUAGGAAGAGUCUUCUUCCAUUUAAGAAUGAUGGAGGCCACUGUGUUCUUGGGGACCUUCAAUGCUGCAGACAUUUUUUGGUACCCUUCCCCAGAUUUGUGCCUCGACACAAUCCUGUCUCGGAGCUCUACGGACAAUUCCUUCGACCUCAUGGCUUGGUUUUUGCUCUGACAUGCACUGUCAACUGUGGGACCUUAUAUAGACAGGUGUGUGCCUUUCCAAAUCAUGUCUAAUCAAUUGAAUUUAACACAGGUGGAUUUCAAGUUGUAAAAACAUCUCAAGGAUGAUCAAUGGAAACAGGAUGCACCUGAUCUCAAUUUCGAGUCUCAUAGCAAAGGGUCUGAAUACAUAUGUAAAUAAGGUAUUUCUGUUUUCUAAAAACGAUUGCAAAAAUGUCUAAAAACCUGUUUUUGCUUUGUCAAUAUGGGGUAUUGUGUGUAGAUUGAUGAGAUUUGUUUUUAUUGAAUCAAUUUUAGAAUAAGGCUGUAACGUAACAAAAUGUAGAAAAGGGGAAAGGGUCUGAAUACUUUCCGAAGGCACUGUAUAACCACAUCGAGCUGUAGGACUAAGAGCGCAUCCUGUUUAGUAUUAAUACCGUAACUUAUUUAGGCCUAUAUUUCAAUACUUAAAUAGGCUACUGAAUCAAUAAUUCAUUCGUUCUUGUCAUCACACAGCAUUCGGCGAGUCAUUCAUGAUUUGAAAUUCAAUCAAGCAUUUUAGUUUUAUAAAAUAAAGCGACCCUUGAAUAAUUAGCGUAAACAAUAAAUAAGCCCUUCCAUUUCGGAAAUUGCAUUCACGAAUGAAUGCGACUGUUUAGUCUUUGCUGUAAUAAAGGCUUAGCAAAAAAAAGUUACAACCAGACUCUCUGGUACAACCUAAUUUAUUUUUUUGUAAUCUAACAACACCUGUUUGGAACACACAAUAUAUGCACGCAGCGCUUGCUCCUUAUCUUAUUUUUCUUGAUCUCCAGUAUUUUCCACAACUACUCAAAUUUAUUCCAGACAUCGGACUUCCCCUUUACCUCCUGAGCAACCAGUAAACAUUGCCCCGUUUCGAGUUUGUCACAUCCUCUGCAUCCAAUUUGCUGUUAUGGUGUUCGGAGUUUGUUAUAACCAAUUUAGUUAUGUGAUUAUGAUACAUUAUAGGUCAGGCCUUAUUGGUCACGUGCAUGUGAUGCAUACAUGUGUCACGUAAAGAGAGCAAGUGUUGAGGGAAUAGGGAAUGUUUUUUCCUAAACAAAUGAGGGAUUUCGGUAACAGAACUUUUCAGUCAAAUGGCUGUAAUUAUGUUGCAGCUUCAGCAACACGGACAGCGAGAGAUGUUCUGUGGUGGUCGCUGCAGCAGGGAGGAGAGAGAACGGGUGCUAGUCACAGUCACUCUGUGUCAUUCUUUUAACACAGCGCAGAAAGUCUGAGCCCUGCCCGGCACAAUCAAAUAAAUGUGUGUCAAUUUUUAUCAAACAGUGUGCUUAAAGCAUCAGACAAGCUCAGUGCAUAUACAGUGAGGGAAAAAAGUAUUUGAUCCCCUGCUGAUUUUGUACGUUUGCCCACUGACAAAGAAAUGAUCAGUCUAUCAUUUUAAUGGUAGGUUUAUUUGAACAGUGAGAGACAGAAUAACAACAAAAAAAUCCAGAAAGACGCAUGCCAAAAAUGUUAUAAAUUGAUUUGCAUUUUAAUGAAAAAAAUAAGUAUUUGACCCCCUCUCAAUCAGGAAGAUCUCUGGCUCCCAGGUGUCUUUUAAACAGGUAACGAGCUGAGAUUAGGAGCACACUCCUAAUCUCAGCUUGUUACCUGUAUAAAAGACACCUGUCCACAGACGCAAUCAAUCAAUCAGAUUCCAAACUCUCCACCAUGGCCAAGACCAAAGAGCUCUCCAAGGAUGUCAGUGACAAGAUUGUAGAUCUACACAAGGCUGGAAUGGGCUACAAGACCAUCGCCAAGCAGCUUGGUGAGAAGGUGACAACAGUUGGCGUGAUUAUUCGCAUAAUAAAUAAAUAAAUAAAUAAAGCACUGUCAAUCUCCCUCGGCCUGGGGCUCCAUGCAAGAUUUCACCUCGUGGAGUUGCAAUGAUCAUGAGAACGGUGAGGAAUCAGCCCAGAACUACACGGGAGGAUCUUGUUAAUGAUCUCAAGGCAGCUGGGACCAUAGUCACCAAGAAAACAAUUGGUAACACACUACGCCGGGAAGGACUGAAAUCCUGCAGCGCCCGCAAGGUCCCUCUGCUCAAGAAAGCACAUAUACAGGGCAGUCUGAAGUUUGCCAAUUAACAUCUGAAUGAUUCAGAGGAGAACUGGGUGAAAGUGUUGUGGUCAGAUGAGACCAAAAUCGAGCUCUUUGGCAUCAACUCAACUCGCCGUGUUUGGAGGAGGAGGAAUGCUGCCUAUGACCCCAAGAACACCAUCCCCACCGUCAAACAUGGAGGUGGAAGCAUUAUGCUUUGGGGGUGUUUUUCUGCUAAGGGGACAGGACAACUUCACCGCAUCAAAGGGACGAUGGACGGGGCCAUGUACCGUCAAAUCUUGGGUGAGAACCUCCUUCCCUCAGCCAGGGCAUUGAAAAUGGGUCGUGGAUGGGUGUUCCAGCAUGACAAUGACCCAAAACACACAGCCAAGGCAACAAAGGAGUGGCUCAAGAAGAAGCACAUUAAGGUCCUGGAGUGGCCUAGCCAGUCUCCAGACCUUAAUCCCAUAGAAAAUAUGUGGAGGGAGCUGAAGGUUGGAGUUGCCAAACGUCAGCCUCGAAACAUUAAUGACUUGGAGAAGAUCUGCAAAGAGGAGUGGAACAAAAUCCCUCCUGAGAUGUGUGCAAACCUGGUGGCCAACUACAAGAAACAUCUGACCUCUGAUUGCCAACAAGGGUUUUGCCACCAAGUACUAAGUCAUGUUUUGCAGAGGGGUCAAAUACUUAUUUCCCUCAUUUAAAAUGCAAAUCAAUUCAUAACAUUAUUGACAUGCGUUUUUCUGUAUCUUUUUGUUGUUAUUCUGUCUCUCACUGUUCAAAUAACCUACCAUUUAAAAUUAUAGACUGAUCAUGUCUUUGUCAGUGGGCAAACGUACAAAAUCAGCAGGGGAUCAAAUAGUUUUUCCCUCACUGUAGAUUAAAACACAUUGGAUGUGUCUAAAUAUGGAAAAAUACACGUUAAAUGUCAACCAAUUGAUUGGUCUAAAGAACAGACUACUCUUGGUCGACCAAGAUUUUUUUUUAUAUCUACAACAACUCCAUUCCUAUGAAACAACUGCCUACCUGUUGGUUGAUCAUUGUAGCCUACUUAAUUCUGUAAUUUUAAUUCCAUUUUGCAUUGAUUAGAAAUCUCCCACUUCACUUGCUACACAUGGAGCCUCUGACUGUUGCGCCGCUUUGAUUGACCGACAAUAACACAACAAGCUACACGUGUGAAAUGUGUUUAGGCUACCGGUGCAUCUUUUUUAUGGGGCGCACUCAAAAACUCACUAUUUUAUUAAAAUGUUGCAUGCAAUAGUCUAUCCUUGUAGGCUAUGUAACAUAGAUAAUUUUUGACAAAGCCUAAAAAUAAAAGGCAUUUUUCUCAAAUGAUUACUCUCCCAAGUAAUCGAAUACUAACGUCUGUUUGGAUAUUCGAACAUCCCUACUUUGAAGGAUGUUUCAUACACCAUGGAUGAGUUCUUAUUGUCUGUGUCUUUCCCCUCCAGAGGAGACCCUGUUGCAGUGUACGGAUCUAGCGUCCUGCAUCCGUCUACUGAAGCCUGAGCACCUCAACACUGGCCUGGAACUCAUCCGCCGCAUUCAGGAGCGUCUGGUGGCCAUUCUACAACACUCGACCCAGGUAGGGACAAGGGAGGGAUUUAUACACUGAAGAGCACAGCACAAAGUGUGGUGGUAAUACUUAUUGGGUGCAAUCAACGGCAAGUCAUGAGGGUUUCCUCCUAUCUGGUCUCUCCAAACACAGGACUUUCGAGUGGGAUACAACUCCCAAACGGGACAGGAACAGGAAUCUGCUCAAGCUUCAAAUCUCUCUAAGACCACAGAUGCCAACAAAGUGUGAGUACGGGAGAUUUGGGAAGUGGAUCUCCACAUUGGUUCCUGGAUCUAGUAGCAUAUUACUGUGAAAAUGUUCUUCCUGAUUUGCUGUGCUCACGUUGAGACCAGGUCUUCGCUCUCUGCAGGGCCGGGGGCUCUGAGUCUGGUGACUCUGACAACAACAAUGAGGGUGGAGAUGAGGCAGAGGAGGAUGAAUGGUAUGACGAUGAGUACGUUCCCGAAUGGCAUGAAGAUGACGAGGAUGACUUCUUCUCUGAUGACGACGAGUCCGAAAACCUAGAGGGGGAUUUCAGUCCUUUUGACUAAAUAUCUGAAAAUAUUUUUUAAAAGGAUCAAACAAAUGUCAGUCUCAGUCUGUGCACCAUAAAAAUAUUAGAAACAAACAGUACUUAAUAAUCAAACAAAAAUCCAUCAGAGAGUGAUGGUAACAGAGAAAAGCCAUGGUCUGGUUUGAAGUGAGGCUGGGUGUGAUUCUUCAUUUUUCCUGUCAGCCUCUUUGUGCUGAGCCUUAACAAUUUCAGUCCCAUGCCACAACUGCAAUUGUUGGAUGGGCACACUUACAUGUUCCACUUAUUAUUUAUCACAUAGGUUUGAAUUCCUAGAGCCUUUCAUUCUUUUUCACAUGACGCUGUUUUGAAGCCGAUGAGGGUUCAAUGACCAUCAGACAUAAUGAAGGAAAUGUAUUUCUUUUCUUUUUUUGGGGGGGGUG